AUGAAUGUGACUCAAUGUUUUGAAUAUGCAGCCCCUACUAAAGUGCAGCUCUACAAGCGGGUGCCUAGCUCACAUAUACCUAAAGCCGAGUCUGGUUGAAACAUAUAGGUCGUGGUUUCAAGUUUUUAAGUACUGAGUUAGGAAACAAUUGUUUUUGGUUAAUCCGAAUACUAUUUUAUUUUACUUUAGUAAAACCGCUCCUCUCAGAAUCUAAUAACUAGUGAUGCACAAACGAUAUCCACCCGAUUUUCAAAGAACAAAUUUUAAUUCUCUUCGAACUACCACGAGAAUUUCAAAUUUAUAUUAUUAAAUUUAGUUCCAAAUCAUAGGUACAUGUGCAUAAUGUACGCAUUUUUUUUCUAAAGGUAUCGAUUUGUCAAUAUUAAUUAGUUUUUAUUAUUUAUUCAAUUAAUACAAAUAAAUAUAUUUUAAGAAGAAGAAAAACACAUACUUGUUGGCUCGAUUGGAAAUUUAAUCAUUAAUUUCAAUUAGUUGUUUUCCCUGAAACUACCCAAAGAUCAUUGAAGCAGUCAAGUAUUUAAAUGAUAUUCCGUAUCGUUGAUGAUUUUCUGUCUAUCAGUUGGUACACUAACGAGUGUUACUAAUAUUAAUUAAGUGCACGUAUUUGUCGAACUGAAAAAUUAAAUAUUGUUUUGCACUAUAUAGUAGGCGUGUCCGAAACAUAAAACUUCAAACACAGGAAAAAUAAUAAACCACUAAAGUCUACCAAACAAAAAAAUAAAAAUAAAACUGAAUUUUGUACGUAAUUAUGUGGUAAUUACGCAAUUUUAGAUUUCGAGCGGAUGUUUAAUUAGUUAAUGGACAAUUUAAAUGAGCUCUACUUGGAAUCGUUUUUUUCCACGUGCGAAAUUUGAACUAAUGUGAAAUUUGUCAUUGUAUUCUAAUAUUUAAACCUUAAAUCGUUCUAUUUUCUUCUAUAACUUACUAAUAAGACAUUGUAUGCUUAAGAAACGGAUCCAGAUCUUCAUUUUGGGAGAGGCAAAACAUUUACCACAUUGAAACUUGAUACAUAUAUAAUUUACUACAAUACAAGAAAAAAAAAAUACUACAUUACGGUGUUUUGGCGGUGGUCGUUUUAGACCGAGGUAAUCAUUUUGACCAAAACUAAAUACAGUUUAUUAUAUAGUUAUAGCUAAUAGCGUCUAGUUAUAGUUAAUAUAGUUUGUUUGGGUGACUAUCAUUAACACCGUUUGGACGAGAUAAAUUCCAUUUCAAAAAUAAUCCCUAAUGAUCUUCGAAAAGAAAUCACAGUAUAAAGACAGUUUUUGCAAGAAACUCAAGAUAAAUACAGAAGUGGUGGUGAUGUUGACCAACUACAAUAUAUCAAAUGCCUAGGUUUAAAAUACCAGGUCAAUAGGUUACAUUUAAAAUUCAUAAUUAUCUUAUAUUGUGUAAUUUUAUUUACUAUUUUUGCAGUACUAUUCAUACUCAUUUGUCCAAACUGUGCAUAAAGGACCGCAUUUUAGGUAGAUUCACCCAAACGAUCAACGCCACGGUGUUUGAAAAGGCGUCAUUUAUUUGGACGAAUGACACAAAAUUUACCUGUGAAAAUCAUACACCAUUUGAGCGAAUUUAUCUUUGUAUGCUGUACGAUUUAGAUUAGUUGUAAUUUGUAAGUAAAUAUUAUUUAGUGUACAACAACUUUUAUAGUAUUUACUGUAUAUUAUUUUAUCGUCUAGACUCAUAGGUCAGUGGUUUUUACGUUCUGACUAUAUCUAAUCUAAUCAGAUAAAAAAUUAUAAUUUUCAGCAUUUACCUAUUUGUAUGAUAAAUUCACUAAGGGUAAUCGAUAUACGUAAAAAUAUUGAAUAGUGACAAUAUCUAUUAUUUAGUCCUCAUGUCAUUUCUGUCGGGGCAAUACCUGUAUAAUUUUUAAAAAAAAGAAAGAAUAUUUUGAGAGAAUGGAAAUAAACCAAUUUGUAUUUUUUGUGUCUUUUAAAAUUGUAUAUUGUAUUAUUAUAUGUAUUUAAAUGUAUUAUAUGUAUUUUAUAAAUUUUGAUUUGAAAAAGAACAUAAUACACUUAUAGUUAAAUGCCUAAACUGGCGGUAAGCUUAUAUUUGUGAGACAGUGGGUAUAAAUAUUUAAAAUCCAAUAUUUUGAACUUCAAACACUAUAAACAUAUAAUAUAAGGUCGCCCAAAUGAAGUUUUUGACAUAUUAAAAGGCAGUGUAAAUUUCGCCCAAAUAAUAUAUUGUAUAAAUUCGCCCAAACGAUACAUGAUUUUGGGUUGAUUCGCCAAAAUGAAAACCGCCCGUUUGAAGAGGUGUAGCAAAAAACCCUUAUCGUCGUCCCCUUUGGAUCCACCACUGGUAGGGGGUCUACCGUGUUCGUUUUCGGGUUUCGAACAAUACCUAUCGUACCUACGCAAUAUCGACCGAUUGUGAUGAUAAUUUCAAAAGAAAAUUGAUAACGACGUUAUUCGUGAACGUGAAACGACGUAGGUACGUACAUAAAAAUAAUAAAAUUGUUUUUUAAUUUUUAUUUUAUAGGUACGACGAGAAUCCGCGACGUCGACGACGACGAAGACGGCUGCGUUGUAGAAUGGCGGUCCGCGAGGAGGGGACACGAGAAGGUUUUUACGGUUACGACGACGAGAAGACAACACAAACACCUGUUAGCCCGGAUUCCCACCACGAGUCACGUCUCCGCCGAAAACCUCGUGGCACGUAUCGGCGGCGGCGACGACGACGAUCGGCACUCGGCGUUGCGUUCAGUCUCGUCUCGCGGCACACCGGUGAAACUGAUUCCGUCGCGUUCGUCCGCUGCCUCCGCGUCGGUGUCGUCGUCGUUUGGUUACAGUGCGCGCGCGCGCGCGAAAUUCUACGUCCGUUUAUAGUAAUACUCGCCCGUCAUCAUAUACGCAAUUCACAAAAAAAAAAACAAAAACAAUAAGUAAUUGAUAAUACUACGCACGGCAUUUGGGUACCGGCGGUAUCGACUGCGCGUUAACAUCGGCAAUUAUUUUAAUCGUUAAUACAUCCGUCGUUUCGUUUUUCUACGUCGCGCGGCGGUAGUAUAUUUUUUAUUUAAUUUAAUUUUUUUUUUUUUUCGGGUUUCGUCGACAUAUUUUUACUCCCCCCGUCUCCUCCCCCCCCCGUCACCGUCCCCUCGCCGACCCGAAGAUCGGGUUCCGCGGACAAUAUAAUAUAAUUGCAGCCGACGGGAACCGUAACCCUCAAAGGGACCGCACACAUUACGCAGGUAAGCGGCAUACACACACACACACACACACACACACACACACAUAUACACUACACUCGUUUUUAUAAUAUUAUUAUAUUUUUAUCAUACUAUAUAAUUACAAUAAUUUAAGAUUGGAUAUUUUGUAACGUGUCUGUAACGCCACGGGGCUCUCCCGGCGAGUUCUAAUACGACAAUAAUUACCUGUAUUACCUGUAUUACCUAGCUGCGUCGUAGACGCGAUGUUCCCGCGUAAACGAUUUCGGCCGACCGUACGAAAUUCCGGGGCGUAAAAAUAAUAAUAUAAUUCGUCUUUUUUUUCGGCGAACGAAAACAAAAAUGGUUUGCCUGGGAAUCAUCGAUGAAAUCGAUUGUUAAUGUUGAUUGUAACGGUCCCUGAUCGGUCUCGAGAGGACGUCACACCGGCUUCUACUGUCCGCGUCUUAUAGAAUUAAUUUUUAAGCGUGAUAUAAUCUAAACAGUGAUAUUUCACAUAAUUAUUAACACAAUUAUUCAUAUCUUGUUUGAAAAUCAAAAUAUUAUCGAAAAAAACAUCAACGCUGGUGCACGGAUAGGUCUUCUUACAUUUAAAUUGUAAGACACAACAUUCGUCCUGCUGAACGUAAAUUUGGUAAGUCGUCCGGAGACAGUAAAUGCGAGUGCGACGUCAUCUUAAAACAAAAAUGAAAUCAUCGGAAAUUUCGUCGCGGUUAUAGUACCUGCGUUUCAUCUCCGAGACAACAUGCGUUGCAAUAAUUAAAAAAAAUAAAAAUACAAUAUUCAAACCGUGUGUUGAAUAAUAUGUAACCGCACAAGUUCCGAUUCUUUAGGCGAAGGAGAAUAUUAUCAUUAUAGUUGGAAAAACAUAAACUUGAUUAAGAACAGUAUUAUCGCCUCGACGAUUGGACAUGUCGGGUGUUUCGCCCCCAAAGCGUAUUGAAACCCUACCGAAAAAUGAUAUUUUUUCACCCUGUAUACUCGCGAGAAAAGCGGUUAUCCCUAUCGUUUUAUGGCUUUAUUGACGUGUUCGCUGCAAUUUUGCAACGGAACUUGGAAUAUACUGAUAUAAAUUAUAAUCAGAAUUCGUCGUUACGGUUCGUAUUAGCUGAUAAUACUCGAUAAAUACCGACAUCUAUAACAUACGGCUUCGUGUAAAAAUUGAUUUGUUUUGAUAAUAUAUCUAAUAUACGCGUUAAACGACGAUGAACGUAAAGAUACCUGAAGAACGUAAUUUCGUCUAUUUUCAACAAUAUUAUUAUUACGUAAGAGAAAAAAAAAAUUAUUCCAUCGUACUUAUAAAUAUUAUUUUUAUAAUUGUGAUGACGGGUGUGAUAAUAAUAUUACAUCCGUAUGACUUAACGCACGAGCCGGACUGGCUCUGCCCGUUUUAAAAAAACCAAUACAAAGUAGAUCAAUAUUUUAUUAAAAAUUAGCUUUCCUUUCAAGGGGCCUCGUCAGUCGUCACCAACAUUUGUUUUUUUUUGUGUCUGCCUAGUGCCUCGCGCGUAAAUGCGUAAUAUAACAAAGGCAAUCCGCGUUUUCCCGUUUUCGACUCUCUGGUUAAAUUUAGGGCUAAUAAACCUAUUAUAUAUUUUAUAAAGAAGAGUAUAUUGACAAUGGAUCCUAUGAAUUAUUUUAUUAAUAUUUUCAUUUUUUCAUCAAUAUAUACGUGUUUUAAUUUACGCCACGAAUAAUACAUAUUAAAAAAUCCAAAUAUUAAACAAAUUAUUCGUAGGAUCUGCAGUAAAUACUCUUUUUUAUGAAUUGUAUAAAAAGUCCUUUUGCUCUAAAUGCGACCAGAGAGUCACGGUCGUGGAAAUUUAGAUUGACUUUCUUACUAUAUUACCUACAUACGAGACUGGCAGGGAAAACAAAAUGCUAGUGACAAGAACUUUUAAUAAUACUUUAUUGAUUCAUUUUCAAAUUAUCGGUCGUUUUCGUGUUCCAUUACCAUUGCAACUCCCUGGCCGUUUUAUAUUUCGUGUGCGUAAUGCGUAGCUAUUAAAAAAUAUAUUAUGUAAACACGCGGUAAUUAGAAGAUAACUUACAAACGCUUCACGAACAUGUGACGGGAAAAGUUAGUAAUAGAAAUAAUACUCAAUAAUCGAUAGAAAAACCUAUAUAGGUAACCUAUACCUAUUCCGAACUGUGGUACAAUCAGAAUUAUCAUAAAUUCAUUUUUCUGAGAUAUGAAAUAAUUUUUAUUGGAUAUUGGAUAUCUCGAUACGAUUGUUGAAAAAAAGCAAAAAGAAAACACAAGUACCUAUACUUUGUAAGGGCACUAGCUAUUAUAAAAUAUCGAAUUUUGUUCUAACGUUUCGAAUGUGAAACCGAAUACAAUACUUAGGCACAAUACUAGUUUUUACUGUGGUAACCGUGAAAUGAACAAAUAAAAUCUUUUCGUCGAGCACCUUUUUCGUUUUUCAUUAAAAUAGCUUCCAAGUUAUAAUAUUUUCGGCCGCAAAUUUCUAGAGAACUUAACUGUUUUUUUUGUCUUCCUUUUUUCGAAUUACUAUGAUUAUAUAACGACAAGCGUAUAAUUUGAGAAUCACGGGUAGGUAGGUACCUAUAAAAACGAAUUAAUAAUAAUUUCCGCCCGAGUGUUUUCCGCAUAUAAAAACGUAAUACAUGUACUUAUAGAAAAAAAAAUAGUUAAUACAAGUUCAUCUCGAACGCGUGACUCGACUCGCCCUCUCGCGCGUUUGGACCCGCACGGCCGAAACACGAGUGUCGGUAAUUUCGUUUCGAAAAAAAGUAAGAAAAUUAGUGUUGAGAAAAAAAAGUGCGUAAUCGCCCGGGCAUAAUAACGAAAAAUCGUCGUAGUACUCGCGGCUAAAUGAAUAGGUACAAAGUCCAUUAAGAGAGUAUAGUCGCACGCCCAGUAUUUUUAAGGGGUAGCGUAUAGGUAAUUUUAACGGAAUUUCAGUGGUCGAUAAACAGCGAAAGUGUACAUAUUCAAAAAUAUACGUGCGAAAAUGUACCCUUCUAAGCGAUUUUACCGAAUAAAUCGUCGACGAAACGUCCUAUACAGUGUACAGAGUGUUACUAUAUUAUAAUGUAAGUACAUACCUAAGCGAUUUUUUCGCACAUUAUACCGUACUCGUAAAACAGCGCAAUCAAAAACAACAUUCUCGAGCAUUGGCGGAAAUUGUGAGAGGGCUUAAGUGGUCAAAGCCUGCUUAAAACGUAUAAACAAAAAAAAUAGCGCCUUUUAAAUUAGUAGUUAGUAAUUAUAGUAAUAAGUAAUUAAUAAUUUGAAGGGGACUGAUUUCUCUGUUUAUAGGUUUUGAGUGGGCUUAGACCCCACAAUUUCCGCCAAUGUUCUCGGGGUAUCUAUAAUAUUGUAUUAAAACUUGGUCCGUAGGAAUUAAAUAUUUAGGCGCACGUGUGAUAGGUGAUUCCCUUGCGGGUCACUCGGUCGUUGUGGUUUUCAACGGCUGUGUUUAUAGUCGUUUAUUUUUUUCGUAUUACCUUUAUAGUAUAUAAAUAAUUUACAUAUAUUUUUUAACAUCGUUUGUUUUGUUGUGUACGUUAGGCGUAUCAGUACCUAUUUUGUUUGUUUAUUGUUUUGUGUGUGUAAUGCGUGUAAAACCAAAGACUAUACACGUAGGUAUUGUAUUUGUUGAAACUGUUGCGGGCAGUUGAACGCAUGAAUGAAGCUGAUUGAAAACGACGACCCACAUGCAUUGUGUUUGCGGUAGUUAGCCGUUGAAAAUACUUUUAUUAUAAUAAUAAAAUAUGUGUGCACGUUCACAUAUUAUUAUUAUAGGCGCCCCCGGGAAGAAAAAAAAUAAUAUAACGGAGCGUAUCGUUAAUAAACACAAGCCGAUCCUUCGUAUUUUUACUACAUUAUUAUUUUCAGCUGUCAAAAACCGUUUUUUUUUUUUUUUUAAUUUUUGUGAAAAAAAUGCCUUCUUUCAUAAAUAUCGAAACGUAAUUCCUCGGUUGUUUUGCCAAUUUUUAAAAGUAAAUAAGUGUUUUUUAAUUUUAAAGUUUUAUAAUCUGAUAAAGUUCUAAUCAUUGAAAGUAGUAUGAUCUUUCGACUUACCAAUAUUGAACGUCCGACAAAGUGAUUUAUAAAUAAUUAUUUCAAUUGUUCGUCGAAUUCGAUUCGAACAUUGUGGCGGAUGUAUUGUCCGUUUAAACAUCUUUUCCGCUUUUUUCGAUUUUAAUUUCUCCGAAAAUCGAACUUGUAUCUCAUAUAAUUAUUUAAAUGAAAUUAUACUAUAUAAAUAGUACUUAUUUUUUGAGGUUAGGUGUAUUUCUUAGAUAGCGAGUUCCAACGUGUUGAAAAACUACAUAAUUUUCUUAUAUUACCUAUAAAAUAAACGGUAAAAAUCCAAUUUUAGGGUAUACAUAUGCAAAUCAACAUUUUUUGUAAAGUAUUCUUUUUUUCACAUCGAAAAACAGAAGGGGUAUUAAUUUUAAAAUCAAACGUUAAUAUUCAUUUAAAGUACACUUAGGGGUAAGGGUAAACAUUUUUAAAUAAAGCUUAAACAAUUCGAUAAGGAUUGAAAAAAAAAACAUAAAUCAAAUUUACGUGAACCUUCGAGGAAAAUCGUUGAAACGUAACAAAAUAAUCACUCUGUAUAUACUUUUGAUCGGUCACUAUCGGUCAAAAUAAAACGUAUACAUUUUUAAGUACCUAUUAAAGUCGUACAAAUUCAACAUUUUAUGAAAUAUUUGUAGUUCACGAUAUACGUGUGUGGUACUUUUUACAGAAAGAUAUAUAUGAACAGUGAAAACUGGAUUUUUCCGAAAUAAAAAACGCCAGUUUAAUAAAACAUCACGAAAUAUUUAUUAUGUUUACCUACAAUCGAUGAACCGGUCGAUCGACUUUUGGCAGACGAUUUUCGUUGAUUAUAUUACCUAUUAUAAAAAACGAAAAUUGCGGCCGAUUAUAAAAAUCAUCCGACACUCACCUAUUUGAAACUCGUGAUAUAAAAAUUCGGAAAUUAUGUUCAUUUUUAAAAACGGCACGUGAGCAAAUUGUUUUGUAGAAAACAUACAUGUUGUUAAUGUGGGCAAUCUAAAUAAAAAACCAUAUUAAGAGUACCCUAUCACUAACCUAUCACAGUAUCAACUCUCUACAUAUUAUAUGAGCACUUAACCGUUACAAUACAACCCUAUGAUCCUUUUAAACCCCCAUCAGCUAUAUGCAACGUGUAGCAACAAAUUGCUACGAUUUAACGAUAUAAUAUGUAGUUUGGGGGCUACUGGUAAAGUCUACCCCGAAAAGUGUAUUUUGCGUGGAUAAUAAUAAUAAUGUAGUUGAUAAUAUAAUACUGCUUUUUGACUUAAAAUCACUAAUACAUAUAACAUUUCCUUCGUCGUAUUUUAAUUUUUAAUUUUAUAUAUCGAUUACUGUCGAUCAGUGUUUUAUAAAGAUAAAUUGUAAAAUAUCUAGGUCAUUGCUGGAAUAAUUAUCUAGAAAUAAUUUUGUUCAUUAUACCUAUUAUACAACUAAAUGUUUGACUAAAAGUAAUAAUAGUGUUUCAGAUUUGGUACACAUCUAUAUUUCAUAAAGGUUAUUGUGUGAUUGAUGUAACUAAUUUAUUAAAAUAUAAUAAUUUCAAUUAAAUAUUUUACCUAUAAUUUCGUAUAAAUAUUACGGUUUAAAAAAAUGUAUCUAGGUAGUUCAAUUAUUUAUUUCAGAUGACAUAAUAUUUCUCAUUUAUCUUGAUAAGAUAAAAGAUAAAAAAUGUACCUACCUAAAUAAAACACAACACUGGUGUCUGAUACAUAUGUGAUAUUGAUAUCGGAUAACCGGUCUGUUUACCUUGGGUGUUAUUUAUCAGAAACGUAUACCUAAUAUGGCAAUAAUAGAUAGUGACUUAUUUGAACAACACGGUUUUUACUCUUUACCUAUUUAAUAUUUCAAGUUCAUUUUUCUGUUCGAGUCGGAAACGUAAACAAAUACAUUAUAAAAUCGAUUUUUAAAUUCAGAGAGAAGCUCUGGUUUUACUUUACUAUGUUGCUUCUUUUUUGUGUGUCUGUAAACAACUUUUCUACUAGCAAUCUUGUUUCAAUCAAAUACUUUAUAGAAAAUUUGUUUGUAGAACUUUAGAUCUUGAUAUUAUUUUUUGAUUUUCCUAGUAGUUUCUUUUUAAAUAAGGAAAAUAAUAAUUUUUUGUACGAUGUUUGUUGAUUUCUGGGUUACUUUAGCUACAAGAGGAAAAAAUACGACUAAUAAAACUCUAUUCAGAAUUCAGAUAGCCUCUCUUUGAACUUCCUUCCUGAAACGGUGGCACAUCCAUCAGUUGAAUUAAUUUUUUUUUAAAGGAGUUUGUAUUAACGCCUUAAUAUUGUGAGGUAAAUCGUUAUCGUAGGUACAUACACGAGUAUAAGAUGUCAUAAAAAUAAAAUGGCAAAAAUGUAGAUUUAUUUUGCACUAGAAAAUAAAAUAUUGUAUGCCUGCCGUCCUGCAGGAUCGCCGAAACAGUCGACCGAACCCACGAUUUCACGGCUGAAAAUUGAAAUAUUGUACCAGGAAUUCGUGAGCAGAUAAAUAAAACUUAUUUAUUAUUUUUUAAAUACGGGGAAUUUAGACAAAAUUAUUAUUAUUACUAUUUAUUUUUUUUAAAUCGUAAUCGCGUACAUUUUCCGUAGUCGUUGAUGUCGUUCGUUGUUCUCGUCACGUGACCUUUUACCGCCGCCGCGCUGGACCGUUCCCUAAAAAAACUAGUCGGCCCGCCGACCUUCGACGGCAAUUCCGAAAAACAAUUUUCGAAAACCUUAACGUCAUCACUAAUUAUUAAUGGCCGUUUUCUGGACCCGUAUAUACCUACGACUAUACAUCACGAUAAUAUUAACCCGUUUCCGGCGGCGAAGUUUGAAUCCGCUUCGGAUAAGAGAGGAGCUGGGGGAAGUCAUCAAUCAACCGGUCACGUCGAUCAAAAAGUCUUCGCCGACGACGGUACGUUUUAUAUUAUUACGUAUUUUCGUUUUGCUCCCCGUGCUUGUCUUUUGUUCGCGUCCGUGGCGGGUUGUUUCGAGGUCAUUGUGGUACUUCUUUGCCUUGCAUACGCCCAUUAUAGGUGAGGUUUUCGACCCUGUAUUAGGUCGGUGGCUAAAAGUAUACUUCGAAAGGUGGUAGUAUAAUAUUUAUAAAUACUCAUACAAAAAACCGAUAUACUUCGCAGUUUGCACCAUGGUUAGGCUGAACUUAUUUAAAGGUAGAAAGACGAAAAGAACAAAUAUAUAUGACGUAUACUAAUGUAAACAACGUGAAUAAUUGGAAAAAAAACCUCGAUUUUGCUGGUCAAAUGUGGUGAAUUGUGGGAAAUGUUGAAAAACGUUUCAAAUAUAGAAAUUAAGUACUGCUAAAAUCAAAAAUUUAAGGUAAUCAGUAAAAAUAUCGGAGAAUUUUUACCAACUAAAAAAUAUAAAAUAACCAACUAUGUAUAACUAAUUAGUAAUUAUAAUGGUGAGCCGAUAUUACAUUUUUUUCCAAUAUUUGAUACCUACACCGAUAUAAAACCAAUACCCAAUCUGAUAUUUAAAAUCUACUAUUUUGUUGACAUUGAAAUUAACCAAUGUAUCGAUUGAAAAUUCGUUAUACGAUGUAGACGUAAGUCCAGUAUAACUAAUAAUGUAAUACAAUCAACUGCAAAUUUGUCAUCGACCCGAACCUUGCGAACCGUGAGAUUUAGAGACCAACAAUUUUUUACAUAAGUUCGCCAAAUUUAUUUAUAACAUCCGCACUGAGGAAGCAAUUUUCCAAAUCCAAUACCUCUAAAGGUUAUAAAUUGUCAGUUGUUUUUUGGCGAUAACUCUGCCAAGUAUAAGUAUACCUAAUAAUGUACCCUCGCCAGACAGAUAAUCGUGUAUGUAAUUUAUCACUAUUUCGUUGUAUCAAAUGAAAUUACAUUGAACAAAUUAUUUUUUUCUGCCAGUACCAAUAUGAUGUGGUACGAGUGUACGACACCGACGACGGGGUUACGGUAGGUAGCGUACACAAUGUAUUUUGUACGAAUGUAGGUAGUAGGUACCUCAUCAUUCAAACGAGAGAUACGUUUUGUUGGUGAGUGUGUGUGUGUGUGUGUGUGCAUUCGUUUUUAAUAAUGGAACGCCCGUGAGAAAAAUUUGUUUCCACGUAUACAUUACUUUAUACAAACGAAUCGAUUUCAACUUUGGCCAAAGUACCUAUAUUACUUGUAUAGUAUAAUACAGAAAUGUAAACAAAUGUACCUACCUAUUAAAUAUACUUUUAACCAAAACGGAGUGAUGCGUUGCGUGCAUGUAAUAUUAUUAUUCUGCAAUCUGCAUGUGUGUCACGCGGUGAUUUUGGACGCGUCGCAAAUUCGAUUGCCUUGUGCAACACUCCGUUCGUCGGAUCCCACGAAUCGUGUGCGAAUACGUCAAAACUUCCGUAGAAAUCGUUUUUUUUUUUAUUAUUUUUUUUUUUUUAUUAGAUUCUGAGUGAAGCGAACUAUGUACUGUCGUGUGUUGUUUUUGUUGUGUCUGUAAACAAAUAAAUUGCCCUCUAUAAAUUAUGCUCCAAUCAAAAACGUUAUAGGAACUUUCUUAUAAUAUUUUUUAUCUAGUUGGUGCAUUGGUAGUGUCAUUUUUUGAUUUUUCUUGUGGUUUUCUUGAUGAAUUGGAAAAACUAUCAACAAGGGAAAAAUACGACUAAUACUAGUAUUAGUAAUUCCUAUCUAUUCAGAAUCGUUUUCCGUGAGCAAUUGAUUAUCGUUGCAUAUAGACAUAAAUUAAAUUACUCUAUAUAUGUUUCCUUCCAAUUUGUCUCCUAAAACAGUAACACAUUUUUCAACAGUAUCGCCUUUUUUCUCCCCGUCUGUUGCCAAGAUUUUUACACAAAAGACAUAUUGUCUUCUAAUCAAAAACUUCGUGGGAGCUUUCUCGUAUAUAUCAUUUUAAAUCAUUCUGGUUCAUUGUUGUGGCCAUCAUAUUUUAUCUAUUUCCCGCUACUUUUAUAUACUUUUAGUAGCUCUCUCUAGGCCAAAUGAGCUCAAACUCACAUCUAAAGUUUAAUAAUCAUGAAUUGUUAGACCCCGAAAUAACAUGCGUUUCCUGUAAAACCUAAGAAUUUCGGAAGCAAAUCUUAACAAAUCUUAGAUAAUAUUUACUUUCAAAGCGAAUUUCUCGAAAUCUGAAUAUUCUGUGGGACCUGAUUAAAUAGAAAUAACAAUAGUAUUAAUAGUAUAGUAUUGAAUGUUAAAGCACAUCGAUAUAGUAAAGAUUACCGAGGACGGUCUCGAAAUACAAAAUACGAAAAGAAAUGACACAAAUCUCUUGGCCUGGACGAAUGUUUGCAUUAAGAUAAACAACAACUAGUGGAUAUUAAUAAUAAAAAUUAAAUACAAAUUUAACACAUCUUUGAUGAUAUUUUACAUACGAGCACAGUGACGUGGUAUUGUUGUUGUAGAAGUAUAAUUAUAGUAUAGUAUUAAAUGUAUAAUAUUCGGUUGUUUAUCAUUUUACAAAGAAUUAAUUAUUUCUAUAAUACAAAAAUAGGUGGCGGGAAAUUUAGCUCUACUGACAGAGCUCUUGUACUUACGGGUGUAUUAGUGAUUUAUGUGAGUACAAUUUUUUUUUGGCUCAAUAAAAAACGUAACGGUUUUUUUUUCCUCUCGUGAUCGUGUUAUCCGGACGUAAUUAUCCGGCCGUUUCGUAAUGGAAGACCGGAAAGACAAUAAUAGUAAUACUUGGCCGUCGGCGGCCAAUAUCAAUAAUAAAAAAUGGAUUUAUUAUAAUAUAAUAUAACCGUUGCAGAGUCGUAUAAACUUGCGCAAAAUCGAUUAUACCUAUAAAUAUAUAAUAUAUAUACCAUCAAAUUGUAAUAUCUGCAGUUUGAAACUAUAUAGAAUUUUUCUAUACUCGGUGCAUUAGCGUAUUAUUAUUUUGAUCGACUAUAUCGGCCGUUAUUUAUUAUUAUUAUUAUUAUUACUUGUUUUUUUUUUUUUUACUCCGUUAUUAUUUCGCGGCGGCGGCGGCGUUUACCGUGAAAACGGUUUUGUUUCGUAACGCGCGCGCGCGCGUUAUGGAAAUAAUAAUCGCGAACUCGGACGACUCUCAUCGCGGGCUACGAUCUUUUAUUGCAUACAAAUGAUAACAUCGAACGGCACGCAAUACUAUGGCGGCGAAUACGUGUAUAAUAAUAAUAAUAAUAUUUAGUCCGUUCGAUCGAACCCGGAGAUAUGACGUAUUAUUGCGAACGACUACCAGCUAUGCACGGGGAAUCCAAGGUACCUAUAUAAAUAUAACAUAAUAUAGAUAACGAUAGCGGUCUUGCUUUGCGCAAUGUUGUGAACACGCGUAACAGCGCGACACACGAAUAGUCUUAUCAUUACCAUAAACAUUGCGUCCAAAACGGCGAGGCGAACACGUACGCCGGUACGCGUGUUUCGUUUGGCAAAAUGUUCUGGUACGUUCCGAGCGGUGAUAUAAGAGCGCCGGACUGCGACACGCGGAGGCGUAUCCGCAGUGCCGAGACUAGAAUUUCUGACGGCCGUGGUAAAAUAUUGUAUUAAGGUCCUAAAGGCUGAACCAAUAAGCACAAAAAAAAAAAUGGCCAUUCAAAAAGAUCCUCGUCUGUCCAAUAAUGCCUUGAGUCCUGGUCUAGGCUUCUGCUAGGGUUCUUAUCAGCUGUUGACUCGUGGUGUUUGCGCACCUUACCCGAACGAUAUUUACGCCACUACGUACCCGCAUGCGCUGUGUCCGUCUUGCGACACUCCACGGCGUUCGGCCGGGGCAACUUUGUGCUCGGAGUUUUCUGGCCAAAACGAAUAUCGACCUAUAAUCAAAUUUCAUACGGGUAUAAGAAGAACACUAUCCGUGCGACCCUUUUUUUCACCGAUAUUUUAAUUUAUAAGCGGUAUAAGCCAAUGCGAAUCGUCACGAUUGAAAAAUGCCUACAUAAUAUAUUCUAUAUUAUCACGGGUUAAAAAUUAAACUAAAACUUACCUACGUGUUUACACAGAUAACGUUUAUACUUCGAAGUUUGAUAAUAGGUCGUCGAUUCUCUCUAAUAUUAUAAAACAAACAAUGUUAUUAUUGCUUAACGCAAAUAUGCUAUGCCAUACGUUCGUAAGACAAACACAACAUAACGAAAUUUUCUAAAACGAUCGAAUUUACUUUGGAAUAAAUGUACAAUUAUUGUAUAUAUCGUCCAUUGCAGGUAAACAUGUUUCGUUAUCGCUUGUUCACGCAAAACAAAAAAUAAUUCCCUUCAAAGAGAAAAAUACGAUAUUUUUAAGACAGUGACUUAUCUCAAACAUAAGACGAACAAAUGUAUUGCUGUCCCCAAAAUAUUGUCUUCUAACGGUUUUAUAAUGACAUAAUAUCUGAAGCACUAUGUUUUGAUAAGAAAAAACGACUAUAAUAUGUUGUUUCCCACAAAAUAUUGUUUUCUUACGGUUUUAUAACAAACAGGCGUUUUUGUUGUAAAAUCACUUCAAACACGAAUCAUUACCAUUUUGGUCAUGUUUUUUUGAUGGAAAAUCGUGAUGAUGUUCUCGGACUAUGAAAACGGUACUUAUAUAAAUCAUUAUUAUUAUUAUUAUUAUUAUUAUAAUUAUCACAAAUUAUUGUUGUUUGGACAGUAGUGUUUCAAUUUAUGUAUACUACGGCGGAAAGGUCGAAUUUUUUAGCCUACCCGACCGUGUAAUCGGUGCGGCAUAAUAUGAUGAGAACGUCUCCAUUGAUAACAUCAUAUUUCACGGAUCUGUUUUACAUGAAAAAUCUCGACAUUUAAAUAUAGGUAAAUAAGUGUUUAUUUAUCUUCUACCGGUCUUACAACUCUCUGCGGAGAUUCCGCUGCUUCAUUCAACCACUCCCGGCAGAUUUCUUCGAAGUAGGUAGGGGGAAAGGGGGGUUCUCUCGUGAAAACACUUUUUCGAUUAGUAAAUAAAAAUGCUCCGAAAGUUUCGUACGCGGCCCCGAGAGAUUUGGAUAUUUUUCUAAAUACCCAAUUAAGUUUCAAAUUCCCAAAAUAACUUGAAAAUAAUCGUUAUAUCGGUUAGGUACUUAAAAGGCAAUUUUAAGCUAAAAAUAUUCAUUUCAAUAUUUUCAUCUCAAAUUUUAUAAUAAAUGUUUUAAAAAAAGUCAAUUUUAAACUACUUUUUACCAAUUUACUAAACUUUAUACCGUUAUUUGAAAUCAAAUAAAAAGUCGGUGUUAAAUGUGAGCUAUAGAAUUUUGUUUUUUAUAAAAUAAAAAAAAAAAAUGCAAUAUACAAUUAUUAUACAAAAAUUAAAUUGGCAAUGUCAAUUAUCUCUAUAAAUGGAUCUAUAUUCGUCGAUUAAUAAAGCGGUACUUUUUCCUCUUAAAUGAGUAUCUGACAGUAAAUUAGUGGAAAAGUACUAUCGACAUUAAGGUACUCAUUAAAACAUUAAACAUAAUUUUCAAAUUUUACAAAAUUGGAGAACAUUUGAUAAACCGGCAUCGCCAACCUAAAUUGGAACAAAUUUCGUGCAGUCGUGUGCUGUAAUAUUUAAAAAUUAAACGUACUUACGCAUUAAGUAACGUAAAGCAUAACAAUAAUUAUUAUAAUUUUCUUUAUAACAUAAGGACUAAACGCCUUGCUGCAGGUGCGGUGGAGAUGAUCGCCAUAUUCAGAACGACUACAUUACGUGAUCGCUGCAGGUGAAAGUGCAGUGAUUUACAUUAAGUAAAUAAUUUAAAUUAAUUACUAUCAAAAAAAAAAUUAAAAAAAAAAAAAUGUUUAAAAAAAAUACACAGUUCGCGGUUUUAAUUAUUAUAACGCGUAACAAUAAUAUAAUAAUCAUGAUUAUACAACAAUAAAAUAAUGCAAUUUUUCUAGCAGGAAACGUAAUAAACACCGCCGAGACGAAUAUUAUACCCAAUAUUAUUUUAUAAUUAUUGUGUGUGAACCAACUUGUGAAAAAAAAAAAACGUUUUAAAUAAAUCCAAUGGACGACGGCGAUGGGCUUUCACUGAAAACGCGAAUUUUUUUUUUUUUUAAGUGUGGUUUCCGGUGUUCUGUAAAGUGCUAACGGUCGCACAUUGUAUUUUUUUUUAUUUCUUUAUCUAGGCAUACUUGAGUACUAUGAAAAACACACGUGGGAUUUUGGUGUUUGGAGUAAUAAAAUAUAUAUAAUGCGAAAAAUCGCAAGAGAAAGAAGGAAAAAAAUGUAAAAAAAAACGUGAAAUCUCGUUUAGCGCCCGAAAAGUAAUCUGAAGAACAACGCGAAAUUAAUAGACUAUAACAUAGAAAACAUUUCCUUGUAUAUUAUUUGAAUAUCAUUCAGUGGUCCGUAAGUAUAAUAUAACAGUAAAUUUUAUCCAAAAACUAAAAAAAAUAUAUUAAAUAUAUUGUUUAUUGAUUUAAUGCAGAUUAGCAGCAGCAUUUGUUUUUUACUAAAAUCAUAUUAUUAUAAUUGUUUUUGUAGCUUAUCCUGAAACCUCUAUAGUAGUACACCUUUACUAAAUUGUCUUGGUAUACUUAGUUCGAAUUACGUUUAAUAAAUCUGGUUUGAAAUUAUUCGAUUUUUUGGUAAAUUUCUCUUUUUUCAGUACAUUUAUUGUUCAUCAAUUUUUGAUAGUUUUUUUUACUGAAUUUCAUUGCUUUUUGUGCGACCUAUAACGGAUUAAUCUGCAGCGUGAAAUAAUGCGACGGACGUGUUAAUAUUUUCUUUUAUGGUACCGUAUACACUAUGCACUACAAGACGAUAAUAGUACAAUACAAUAGUGACAUAAUAUAUACUGAUAAUAUUAUACAUAAAAUCGUGAAUUAUUUGUUUUCCGGGUCAAAAUUCUUAAAAGAAUGUGUCUGAUCGGCGAAACUGCAGUCGAUUGCCCCUCUCUCGCGGGAAGAAGAACCGUCUUUUUUUAUCCGGCCGAGCAUUACGCAUAUUUUAGACUCGUUUACUAUGUUUCUCAGCCACGGUCGUGACCGAUUGGAAUUCUCGUGUUGAUACGUAUAGCUCAUAAUUAUUAUAUUCGAAAAAUAUUACUCAUCACGGAUACAAACAUGAAAAAUUUGUUUCGAAUGGAUCAGUAAAAUUAAAAUCUUAAUUUCGCGGUGCCUUAAUUACACUGAGACCACUACACGACACACAUAUCCUUUUGUAAAGUUACAACUAACGGGUGUGUAGCUAAAAAGGGGUGUUUUGGAUGUUAAAAACAUCCUCUUCGGCCGUAUGCAAGCCAAAUAUAUGUUAUACUCUAAAUGCUUCUGGUUCUAACAAAAUGUGUAGUUAGAGAUUUUAUUUCAUAUUUGAUAUAAUUAUUUACCACGAAGAUUAAAAAUAGUAUACAUAUAGUCUUUCUGUAAUCGCCACACCAAUGUCUUCUACAUCAUAUUAUGUAUACAAAUUAUUUAUUAAAAACAUGUAAUAUCAUUUAUUAAUGCGAUUUUAUGACUCCGUAAAAGAUAUACGUGAAAGUGAAAUCCACCUAGCAAGUUGUACUUAAACAAUCCCCCUUCUAAAUGUGUCGACUACGCUUCUGUCAAUAAGUUACAAGCAGGGAUUGCCCUUAAGUAAACACUGGGCGUGUUCCAGUGUCGGCGUUUAUACGAGCAUUUUGUGACGAGAUUAUUAUCAUUACACUCUUACACGUGUCGUGAGAUGAUGAUCCGGUUUUGCGAGUUUUGUUUGUUUUAUUUAUCUGCCGAAUGUUAUCUCGUAAGUAGAUUACGAUAUCAUGAAAACCGCGAGAGCAAACGUCGUUAUUUAUCGUACUGCACACUAAGUUUAUACGGAUUUAUUGUUUUUUUUUUUUUCGUUGCAGAAGUCGUUAAUAAUUAGAUUAUCACUUUCAUGAUGUCAAAUAAUAUACAAUUUGUUAGAUUUUUUGUUCUCGUUUUCGCCGAAAACGACCUCCUCGCAUCACCCACUUUCGUUUGACGACGACGUAAUAAAAUGUAAUAUUUCAAGUUAAUGAGUGUAAAAUAAAAUAACUAUAUUAUUAUUACUGCAGCUACUGCUGUGUUUCUAAAACGAUAAAACCACCAUAACCGGCACGGGCUAGUUUUUAAAAGCGCGUCGGUAUAAUACGUGAAUCAGAAGUGGGCCGGGAGAAAAACAGCGAUAAUCGCGGUAAUAUACCUAUAUAUAAGCUGCUGUUUCGUGUCCGAAUUUCCGAUAAUUGUCGGGAUGGAAACGUGAAAGCCAUUCGGAAAUCUGAAAAAUGCGUUCGGCGCACAAUUAUUAUAUUUUUAUAUAUGUGUAUACAUUGCAGGUGUAUGGAUUUAUUGAAUUUUUACUACCUCUUUACUUACCGCUAUCCAGACAGAAAACAAAUAAUAUCCGAGUGCACAUCUAUACCGCUGCAGAAAACGCACAUGGCGUACGAACUUACGGUAAACGCGCGUGCGCGAUUUUUACGAGAAAUAGCGGUAACCGCGCCGGUUAUUCGAACUGGUUAAUCCGGUAACCCAUAAUCUCUUCGCGUGUGCGCAAUGUACUUUCGCAUCAAUCUCUGAACCCCCGAACACAAAUUUCCUCCGUGGCGAUUAUAUCGUUUGUGCGCAAACAAAAAACCCCCGCGAAUAUUAUUAUUUAUUAUAUUUGUUAUAUAUAUAUAUAUAUGUAUGUAUAAACACGACAACACGUCAUAUUGUUAUAAUAUUACAUAUUUUUUUUUAUAUACAUACCUAGUGCACUCUGCGGGUACGUGUAAUUUUACGGACCGGUGGAGUUAACGGGUUUCACGAGCGCGUGUAUCUUUCCGAUGAUCGGCGGCCGCCAAGAGAUCAUCGCGAUGAAACGCGCAAGCAAAAAACUCGACAAUGUCACAUGCCUAUAAAUAGUUCGAAAAUCGCCAGUAUGUUUGUUUUAAAAAAAAUUUUACCGCAUCUAGAAACGGCCAAUGUGUUCUGUUAAAAUGGCAGGUCUCUGUGAUCGUUUUUAACCGCGAAUCGGAAAAAAAAAAUAACGAAACCGUUAUUGUCGUUCAUUUUCCCGUUUUUCCCCUGGUUUUUCCCGAUUAUUAGAAAAACCACUAGGAAAAUCAAACCGACCGAGUAAACCGAGUCGGUGUCACCGACUUAUUGAAAUUAGUUUUGAAAAAGGAUGCUAUACUUAAAAAUCGGUCAGAUUGGUUUACAGAUCCCCUAAAUAACACGCAUACCUUAGUAAAAUCAAUGCAUUCGUCGCUGCGUGAGUUUGAAUAAAAAUGCCGAACAAUUCCUAGUGACAGUAAAAAUUAAUAGACAUGCCUGAAAACAAAGUUUUUCGCCCAACAAAGUGCUGAAAUCUCAGCGAUUCGUCCCGAUACAUAAUAUUAUUAUAGUUUUUUCGGUCUGCGGUCGCGAAGAAUAUACAUGGAAAUCUACGUCUUAACAGUCGUUUUUACAAAUUGUCGUCAUUAUUAUUAUCGUGAAAUGUUGCACCGGUGGUGACGAUGUUUACGGACCAUCAUUAUUAUUAUUAUUAUGAGACUGUAAUGUAAUAUUUAACGAAUUGCGAACGCCGUCGAGUAGAGCACCUUUUAUACGCAAUUACGACACACUGAUAAUAAUAUUAUUGUAUUAUUCGCGGCCAGUGUACGGUGACAACCGUUAUGAGUAUUACUGCACAGAGGUGUGUUUGUGAUUUUUUUUUUUUUCGAUGCUCGAGUAGGGAGCGAGGAAGCCGUUAUUCAGUUUUUUAUGAAUCUGUAUGUGUUUUCCCGUCUAGAGAAAAAAAAAACGUAUUUUCGGUCGAUGAGCAGAAAUGCUCCGAAAUUCCGGAGACGCGUACUCCGCGACUUCUAUUGAACUGUUGACUUGUACCCUUUUUUUCGAUUUUUCCGGGGGGUUCUCUCGCUCCUCUAUACCACCUAUAAUCGCUGUAACUUCACUCUGAAUAAUUUUUUUUGGAGGGAGGGUGAUCCACGGCAUUACGCCUUUAGUAUAUAGCAUAUUAUAGUCCGUCAUCAUCAUAAUAGACUUAUUCUCAAACUUUUAAAAGAAGCGAGAUAUAUCGACUCGAAAGUCUUAAUUAUUACAAUACUAUGUAAAUCGCGCUUAAUACACGAGUUCCCUCCUCUCUCCCCCUCCCAUAUAAUACCGUAAACCCUCGGUGCGCGAGCCCGACUCGUACACUAGACCGGUUUUUCGUUUGUUUACGAUAUUUUGUCGGCCAUCAAGGCCGGUCCGGAACGAUUUCCGAACGAGUAGAAAAUCUAAAAUUAAAUAGGUACCUGUAAUAUUAUACCGUCGGAAACGAACCGACUACCGAGUAUGCCGAUAAAAUAGUAAUAAUAAUAAUAAUAAAAAAAACCCGACGUAUAGGUACCGCACGCGAAACCGGAGAAAACAACGACGUUUAUAGGCGCGCAAAUUGAUUUUCACUCGCGCCGCACAAUACCCCCGGAGUUCACAUCGUUAAGUCGCCGUUUCGUCCGAUACCUACCGCUGCCGCCGUGAUAUCAUACCUAUUCGGUUAAUAUUCAAUUUGUAUUAUUAUUAUUGUUUAUAAUAUUGUGUUUCAUACACUUAUAUUACAUGUUGCACGAGUGUGUCCGCGAACCGUUCAUUAAAUUAUUUUAGAAAACGCGCGCGCGCGCGAGCGCCGUAAUAGUUUCUUCCCGAUAGAAAUCGCGCUAACGUAUAGUUUCGAUAAAAAAAAAUCAAAAAAAAAAAAUCCGCCGAGAAUCGUAUCGUAUUAUUAUAUUAUUUAUGUUAUUUCUCCGCGGGCGGACCGAAACUGCAACAUGAGGCCUGCAAGAAGCCUGGGGCAGUAGUACUUAUGUAUAAUAUUAAUAUUAUUACGACGAUAGUAGUUUAUCGGCGGUUAAAAACCACGCGGGUUUACGAGGUUACAUUUUCGAAACGAUCAAGUCAUUUUGUUAUUUCCCCUCGUCAUCGAAACUUAAAUACCCAUUCCUAUAAACAAAUUAAAAAUUAUUUUUCGAAAUUAUCUCACGCACUCCUGCAUCUUAUCGUUUGAUCUGCAGCUAUAUUUUUGGCCCGAGGACAAAGGGCUCGAGUGAAUUGGUUAGUGAAAAGUGAAUAUUUAUAGUCAAAAUUUCGUUUUUUAUCAAACAUAAAUCACACCGUUGUUAUAGAAUACACUGUGUUUAGACGAACAUAUUAUAAAGUGAACAAAAUUGCGUAUGACGUAAUCACAAAAAAAAAAUCAAUUAAGUUCUGGGACUAAAAAUAUAACAUAAAUCAAAUCCGAAUGAAACUUUUUUUAAAAAAAAAACCUUAUUCCGCAAGUAUAUCAUCUAUAUAUAUAUAUAUAUAUAAUAUCGAUCGCGUUGAACGACUGCGGGAGGUCAAUAUAAAAUAAUAAAAAAAAAAUUUUAAAAUCACUCUUACCUAUAACUGUUUUUUUUUUUAAAAAAAAUACCGAUCUUUUACUAGUUUUCAAAAAAAAAAUCGACUCAUCCGGCCUUGCUUAGACACGCAGCGGCGACAUAACGUGCCACAUUUAAUAUAAGUCCGCGUACCUACACCUUGUUCUCGAAUAUUAUCAAUUAUGUUUACCUACAAUGUGUGCACGUUCACCCGAGCUCGUGCCGUGACAUUUCGAUCGUAAAAAAAAUUGAAUACGUCCGUAUUACGCGUACGAUUUAAUAAUAUUAUUUUCAUUUAAACGCACAGGCUGCCCCUAUUCGGACGGAUAUUAAAUUCUAAGCGAAUCGAGAAUCGUAUUGGUUUUAUUAUUAUGGUUUUUUUUUUUUUUGUGUGUGUGUAUCUGGAAAUCACUUUUCUACCAGAAACCUUGCUCCAAUCAAAAACUUUAUACGGACUUUCUUGUUGGAUUUUCGAUCUAACUGGUGCAUUGGGGAGGUCGUUUUAUUAUUUUUCUUGUAGUUUUCUUAAUAAAUAGAAAACAAAUAAGGAAUGCUCUUACGAUCGAGCCCAGUUCCCGGUUUCUAAAUGUAUUUUCAACAAUAAACUAUAGUUCUGUUUUCAAUUUUGAUAGAAUUCGGUAAACUUUAGUGUAUCAUACUUAUGUGUUGGAACCUAAAUAAAUUAAAAAUUUUAAGCACACUGCUUAUAUAUUAUGUUUUUAUAUUAGCUAUUAUGAAUGUAUAUUUAAAUUGAGAAAAUAAUUAUAAUAGUACGAAUAAUAAUCAUAUCCUUGUCAAUCAAAUCAACAACUGUUACUAUAUAAACUUACUGGUACCUACAGACGGACGGACACAACGGGGUAUGAAGUUAUAUUAUGUUCUGAAACCUAAAACUAUAGCAAUAGUUUGUAUACUUUUUUUUGAUUUCCGGGUUAUUUAGGCAACGAGGGGAAAAAAGAUUCGAUGGUUUGUUGUUACGCGCAAUUAUAAAUGAAAUUAUAGUCCAUAUAAUAUCCUCCCAUCCAAUUUUUCCUUUAAAACAGCGGCACACCCGUUAAUAGUAUCAGCUCUUUGAUGAAAUAUUUUUUUAAUAUUGUCGCUUCGGAAUAAUAAUUAUGUCUUACCUAUAAUGUAUGUUAAACUCGCGCAGACGACACUUACCAGACAAUAUAUAUUAUAUACGAACACUGCGGGAGCGAAAAAUAGAAAUCUCUAUGUACAGAUCUCUCAAUGCAGUCGCAGUAAUAAUUUCUUUAUGUUUCUUUACACACACACGUCGUCGUCUUAAUCGUUCCGAUUAAUUUUCUGUGUAUGGUAUUUAUAUACAUGUAUAAAUAUUAUUUUUUUUUUUAAAUAAGUUCAAUACUGCGGUAUACCAUCUGUAUACGUUUCCAUCGUAUCUCGACGAUUAUAUUCUUGACUAGGUACAUACGAUUUUAUAUACGAUAAACACGACUGAGAAAAUAUGUCGUUGAAUUUGACGAGUGCAAAAACCGAGCGUCGACUCUAAUAUAGUAUAGUCAGUUCUCAAAUGUUUUAAACCGUGUAGUUAUCGGUAACUUUUAAGUCAUUUCUACUCCCUCCCAUUUAUAGUAACUCGUAAUUUUAACUUGUAACGUGUAAGCUUAACCGAAAUACAAUUAAACGUUUCGUCUGAAAUAAUUUUUAUUACAUUCAGACUUGUUGAACAGUUAUCGAUGUAAAGAGAGAGUCGCUGUAAUGAUAUUAUACACUUGCAGUUACCAAAAUCGAAUAACUCGCCCGGUUUUGUCUGGAAUUUCGGUAUUACGUUCGAAUCGCGUAUAAUAUAAUAAUAAUCGUGUGCGGUUGUCAUUUUAGCAAUAAAUCGCGCCGAGUGCAGGAUUUACCGUUUUAAUUCGCCUGUGCGAAUUUGAUUUCGGCGUAUUACAUACGUAUGUAUGUUUAGCUGAUGGUACCCAUAUCCCGCGAUUUUGGCGGGACAAUCAAACGCCGGUCGUUUAUAUAUAUAUAUAUAUAUAUAUGUAUAGCUUUCUCGAUUAAUAUAAUACGUUGCCGUUCUAAACAAGGGCAUUCGAAACCUAUAUAGGUACACAGCCCCGCUUCGAGUUCAUUACCGGUCGAAGACACGAAACAAUCGGUAAAUCCUGCAAUGGACUUUCACUGUUUACGACGACAACGACAACGACAACGACGACGAUGGAAUGCACACGUUCGCGCGCGUAUAAUAAUGUUAUACCUCAUAUUGGGACAUAUUGUGAUUUGUAUAAUGUGUACAGCUAAAUAUCAUAUUAUAUUAUCAUGUUUGAAUUACGCGUUUUUUUCUGAAACGAGUAUUCUCGGGUACAUAGUUUUUGCCAGUAUCGUUCGACUAUACAGUCGUGCGUCGCCGGCUGUAAAUUAAUAAUAAUAUAUUAAACGUUGAAUCGUCUUUCGGUAAAACAUCGUUUUGAUUUUCUUUUUAAUUAAUAAAAUAACAACAAUAAAAAUUCGAAACAAAAACGUUACAGAUCCGUGUCCUGACGCCGCUGUCUAUACGACGGAGGCGUCGCAUCGGCAGCGGUUUCUCCGCGUUCUUGUGAUAUAUUUUUUUGUUGUUCUGCCUCGCGAAUUCUUUGGUUAAUGAAUUUUCUAAAUAAUAAUAAUAAUAAAUAAAAAAAAAAAACAAACUGACAAGAACAAUAUAUACUAUACUAUAUUAUAAUGAUGAUAUUCGAUUGUAAUUAGCGCGUUGAGCACCGAAGAUUUUUCGACAUAGUUCUAUUUUAUUUUGCAUGCACGAGACCCAAUAUUAUAUUUGUACAAUAUUUAAACCUUAUCGAAAUUUGAAGUAAUACGCAGUGAGAACUUCGUUUGGAUUUCACGAUGUUUCUAAUCCAAGAUUUCAAGAACGCGACACUCGUCAAUAAUGAGUCCGGUAGUUUUUCAUCGGAUUCAAAUUCUGCAGGGUCGCUUGCCAUUUUAUUUCGGUUCUUAUAGCCACGGAAUAAUUUACGUUUUUUUUUGUUUUAAUUCCAUAGUCUCUCGGACGAUUUUUUUCACCAAAAUUAUUUGUACGUUUCGGUCAAAGAUACAAGUGAGACCGACAUCCGGGGCUCGUAAACCUCAACGUGUUAAAACAUACUUUCCCCCCCCCCCCCCCGAAGUUUUUGGUGUUUGGUUUAGAUUUCAAUACGCACACGUACGUUUUGAAAAACGGCACGCGUUUCACGUUUUACACGUCACAUAUCUCGUAAAACUACCGAUACGCUAAUCUGCAGCGGUUUUACUCAUAUAUUAAAAUAUACGCGUCGGCGUUACAAUGUUCGUAUGGUAUAAUAUUAAUACGAUGAUGUACGUCAACUGCUGCAUUCGAACUGCGAUUUCGCAGUCUUCUCUCAAAACCCGAUGUCAGACGGACGAAAGGGGUAGGUGGGAAGGGGGGAGACCGAUUAUUUAAGUAGGUAUUGUGACGAACGCGCGCCGAACCGAAUUCUUUUCACCAAUUUGUUUCUGCCGCCGCCGCCGCCGCCGCCGUUGGUACAUACCUAUAUGUCGGUAUGCGACUACCGUGUAAUUUUUUGAACCCGUCGGUCAACUACCGUUAUCGCGCGCGCGCAUACCUAUAUGGUAAGAGCAGCGUAUACACGACGAUAACCGGCUCGUUUAGAAUAUUAUAAUAUUAUUAUCAUGUCGAGUCGCCCGCACGCGUAACACUGUUGUACCCGCCAUAUUAUAUACACGAUACAUAUUAUUAUUAUUAUUAUUAUAACGCGAUAAUACCGUAAUGAUAACAUAAUUCGAUGACCGAACGCGCGCGAAAGUGGUUCGCGGCAAUCACGGCACACACGGGGUUCGCCCCGAGGGUAGCGGCGGUUGUGUAUACGAAUUCGUGAGAAAGUGAAAACUGGAAAACGCGCGGCCGCUUCGAUACACAUAAUAAUAUUUGAAUGAUAAUAAUAUUAUACUCGUACGCAAAUGUAUACGAGAUCGAUUAAUGCAAAUUCCGUAUCGCUAUAUUAUUAUUGCCCGCUACUGCAGCUGCGGAUAUGAAUAUUGUAUAAUACAACCGGUGAUAUUAAUAAUAUACGUAACGAUACAAUAUUGUUACGCUUCGAAGAUUAAUAUUAUAUCGGCGAGUUUCGAGCUGGGUGAAAUGUUUGAGAAAUCAACAAAUUCUUACGACAAAAUGUUACAGAUGUGUAGUAUCAUAACAUAUCAGAGUCCGUAACAUCGCGUAUAAAGGGUUUUUUCUACCGAUAUAUUAUAAAAGUUCUGAUGGAUAAAUAAACGUGUGGAUGUUUUUAUUUUGGUAAUUAAAAAAAGAAUAAGACUGUCAGAGUUUCCUUAUAUUUUGCACGAAAAUGUGCCUCGCGAGGAACACUCUUACGAGCCGUAAAAUUAUUAUACUUGAUGGGUUUUUUUAAAAAAAUUUUGUUUUACUUGAAAGAGGAAGACUUUUUGAAGAUCACGUUAAACUCUAAUUUUCAAAAAUUAAAUUCCUAAAACUGUAUUAAUAAGCUACUUAAAAAUUUUAAUUUUUAUCAUUUUUUUUUAACAUUAUAUAUAAAUUAAUCAAUAGUUGGAAUUCAGUAUGACUAGUAAAAAGUUGUAUUCUUUUAAAUAAAGAAAGAAAAAAUAUAUUGAAAUUGGAGCGUUUUACGAGGCGUGAAAGUUUUUCCCGUGAAGUCAUUUUCGUUUUUAAAAACCGGCCGUAUCCCUUCCGCAUAAAUGGAUACCGGGCAGUAGAUUAGUGGACAAGUCUUAUUUUUAAGGUAGUCAUUAAAAUGUUAAAAUAAAUUUUAAAAUUUUACAAAAUUGGAAAAGAUUUGGUAAACCGGCUUAGACGGCCUUAAAAACUCCUUUUACUUUUUUAUUUGUAGGGUUUUUUAUUUUAUUUUUUUUAAUAUAAUGUAUAUUGUGCUCUAUUUAAAACGUUUUUUCUAUGGUAUAAUUAUACAGAUUUUAAGCUUUUCAAAAUUUGUUCUCUGUGCUAUAAUAAUAACGUACUUAAUGAUAUUGUGUUGACGGUUUACAUAGGUAUGUAAUACCUACCGCUAUGGAAAUCAUUUUUAUUUUUUAUUAAAACACAAUAAUAUUUAAUAUUUUACAAAAUAUCAAGGUGUAUGAUGUGUUUUUAAGUACUCACAAUUAUUUGAAAUCAAUUAAAUAAUAAUAAUAAUAAUAUAGAGAUACUUUUUAGCUCUUGUUGAUUACGAAAACUAAUACUACGACUUUACCACGCAAUUAAAUGUACCCUUGAAUAUGAUUUGAUGAAAUAGAUAUUUGUCGACAUAAUUUAUUAUUAACCAUCAAUGUCCGCGAUAAACUCAAUAACGAAUGUACAGGGUGGUUGUUGAUAACUGAUAUUGUGUAAAACUAUUGACAUUCCAUCGAUUCUUCUGGCCAUUAUUUUCUCUAUAUCAUAUUUGCAGAUAAUACCCAAUUUUCAUUAGGUAAUGACAAUUAUACAUUACAAUUUCGUCUCAAACAUAUCGACACGUGAUGCUUUUAAAAUGCACAACGAUAACAUGUCAAAAUUCGAAUGAGAACGUUAAUAAUCGACACGUUGGCCUUGUUUUUAAUUUCAAUUUUUUUUUUUUAAUUAUAAAAAUAGGCAAGUAAGUCACCGAUAUCGCGCCGGUAUAUUCAAAAUCAAUUUCCGGCUAUAGCUAAUUUGUAAAACUUGGACGAUGUAUGAGUCCUACUCGUACACCUACUCGUAUACAGUAUUUUGGACUGAUCGGAAUUAAUAACUAUAUAGUAUAUAUACCUACACAAUUCCGGAUACCGGUCUAGUUGUAAUCCGCUAUAAUAAUAUUGUGAAAUAUUAGAGAUUAUAAAUCGUUAUUGAAACUGAUAAUACAUUUUAACUCUAGUCAUAUAAAAGUAGUUUUUUUUAUUGAAAUAGAAAAUGAUUGUUUAUACUUCAUGGAAAAAACAGAUGAAAAAAAAAUAAGAAUGUCAUUGAACAAAUAAGGAAAAAAAAAACACUGUAAAACGAAUCGAAAACGCGUACAGCCUUCGGAAUGGUUUCUAUAUAUUUGCCUGUUAACACAGUUUCGAUUUUUUUUUUUUUUUAUCCGAAUUACACAUUUAUACGAGAAUAAUUAGCUGAAUAAAAAUUAUUUCUCAGACUCUGGCGUACGCUGAUGAGUGCUUUUUUUCGUCUUCUUGAAAUUUUCUCUUUGUAAAAAUACCAUCAUAUCCGUGAACUCCGAACGAAUCACAUUCUGUACGACCGCUACACCUGCGGCGGCACUAAGGCGUAGCGCAUGUGUCUAUUGUGUGACGUUUACAUUCUCGUUUUUACCGAUGGGAUUUUAAAAUAUCUACGAGUAUACGCGUUAGCGAAACGAGUAUGAAACGCAUACCGCGUGAUAAUGCAUAUUCGUAUGGAUGUAAAUUUAUAAUAAUAUUAUAUUAAUACGAUGAACGGUUCGAUCGACAACGGAUGGGGAAAAAAAAAAUAAAGAAAAAACGUUACGAAAUCAUGUUUUGACGAGUGAUGUUGUUCGCGUACCCAUCGUCACUCGUUAAACCGCGUUGUCGAUUUUAGUUAAUUAUAUCGAGAGUUAAGUAUGCGCAUACGAAAGACGAAAACACAUAAUGAUAUACAGGAAGUAAGGAUUGUAUAACAAAAUAUUAAAUAAUAUGUAUUAUUUCGUGACGAUUAAUAUAUGAUAGACUACACGUCACAGGUAGGACUACUCAGUGUACUCGCACCGUUUGCUAAAAUAUGUAUACGAUGAAUACAAAUGUAUACAAAAUAAUAAUACAGUAACACACCUAUACUAAACAGUUGUUUUACUUAUACCGUAUAUAUAUUAUUAAUUCGAGUAAAGUGUUUAGGCGUGUUUCUGUUUUGUCUAAAACACUAUAUAACUACAAGGUCCGGCUAUUUUCGUAGAAUUCUCGUCCGAAAAUUUAGACUAUUGUAUUGUGUCUUUUUCCCGCUAAUUUUGGUCAUUUCUAGCGGAUUUCUCUAGACCAAAUAAUCUCAAACUCGGGAAUUAAAGUUGUUUUGAAUUUAACCAUGUUGUAAUCGGGUAGAGGGUUUUUUUUUAUCUGUGUACACUCCUACAGGCUUCCCAAAUUAAUUCUGUGGGAUUAAAUUUUGUAUAGCAUCCGUGGAAUUAGUAUAGCAAUGGAUGACUUUAACUUUCACCCUACCUACAUUUCCACCAUUUUUAUUGUCGCAUUUUAUCAUUUUUUUUAGAUUCUGAGUCGAGCAUGGAUGAUGUUUAUUUUUUUUUUUUAUCUGUGAACAACUUUUCUACCUUUUCAAUUUUUCACUUACAACAGUGGUCCACUCAUCGUGCGAAAUAUGUCUUCUUUUUUUUUGGAAGUAGUAUAGUUAUUUUAAUUUAUAGAGUUAUUAAUUGUUUGCCAAAGAAUAUUCUUUCUAUUAAUCAAAACAGCUAUGGUAAAAUUCGACUCUAGCGAUGAUGCUCAUGGGUGUUUUUAACUACUGCAUAUAACAGUAAGAGUUAUAGUAAAAUUAUAUUAUUUUACGUAGACAUAUUUAACGUUUACAAACGUAUUAUUCUCGUUUAAAUCGUACACAACAAGAGUCCAUAAAUAAUAAAUAGACGCAUGUUCAGUAGGUAUCUAAUAUAAUUUUAUGUUAUUGCAACGGGCGUCGUUAUAUUAUGAUAAUAAUGUGUACGCGAGUAUAUGUCAUUGAAAAGUAAGUAGUAAGUACAUAUGUAGUGUUUAUCCAAAUGAUUUACACACACGCCAACAUGCGAUUUUUAUUGCGUACAACCGUAUACAGAUAAUAUAUAUAUAUAUAUAUAUAUAUGUUUGAAAUAAUUAGUGUCUGUACCGCGUAUUCAGUGCUAUAUAGAUAAAGUCAAAAAAAUUAAAUUAGUAAAAAUAUCAUAACUGUCUCGUAUACGUUUUACCAACUCGAUAAUUAUUAUUACCUAUAGGCGGCUAGGUAAAUAAUAUUAUAUUGACGCAUAUUUGACGCAUUUCGAUGUUAUAUGCUCGUAUAGGUACCGAUCAAUACUAUAUUAUUUUAUUAUUUUCCCCGGGCGCGAUUAAACGAAAGAAAAACGGCUAUUAAAUCCGGUACUAGGUCAGGGUUUUCGAUGGAUACUCGAAAAUAUUAUUUAAAAAAAUAUAUAUAUACAUACAUAAGUACCGAUUUGUACCACGGUUCAGUACAAUACAAUAUAUUAUAAUGCGUUGUGGUCACUAUAUAAUAUGCAUACCUAUAUAUACUAAAGGUAUAUAUUAUUGAACAAUUCUUCCGCUUUCUACCGGGUUUUUAGUUCACACAUGUACACAUGUACGUAUGUGAUUCUAUAUGCAAAAAUGAUAAAAAAAAAAAAAAAAAAAAGAACAAUAUAAUAAUAAGGUGACUGUAAAUUUUUUUAGUCAACCACCACCACCACAACGGGGGCGACUCGCUUGAGCAUAAUAUCUAUGUCCGCGCGGUGGUCACUGUCAUCGUUUCAGCAGACCAAAAAAACACAUAACGCGACGUGCAACUGUAUAAUUUAUAAUAAUACGAUGAGAGACAGUCUCCUUCGUAAUUGGGUCGUACGACCAAAAUGUGCGACCGACGACGUCCUCGUGUGUUUAACACUAUUAUUAUUAUUAUUGUUAUUUCGUUAUUGUUAUUGCUAUUAUUAUUAUUAUGCGUUCACGCCCAUCACAAUAGGACGAGUACCUCCCCUCUCCCGGAACACCACGUGUUGGAAUGUGUCGUCCGCGAUUUGGUACCGAUAAAAAUAUACUUGCGCUGGACGACUGACCUGCUAUCUAAUAUUAUACAUUAUGUUUAUGUUAUCACAAAAUUAUACGAUAUACCUACCUAUUUUAUGCCUACAUAACAUAUAUUCAUAUGUAAAACACAAGACAGGCAGUUGGUAUUCGAGAAAUAAAAUAUGGGAUCGAUUCUAUUUUUAUUAAAAUAGUCGAGGUAAUAUUGUGAUAUUUUCAUACAUUUUUUCUUUUUACUUAUCUUCACAUUUUGACCAUAUAACAUAUUUUAUAUAAAAAAUUCAUAAAAACGAACUUAGUAUAUUAUUGUGUCUCUAUAAACAUAUAAAUGAAAUAUUAUUUUUGAUUGGUAUGGACAAUUUUUUUCUGGAAAUGUGAUAUUCUAUUUAUUUUUCAUAUAAUCCGACUGAAAAAUAGGAACUGUUGUAAAUAGAAAAGCUACUUUCAUGAGUAUCGUGGUAUAUGCGCGGAAAGUAUGUAAUUUAUGCUGUACGUGUACGCGAUAGUAUAUCUGAUAAUAUUAAAUUAGUAUAAAUUUAAAACAAACGCGCAUCCAAAACGUUUUUCUAAUAUAAAUAAUGUUCUUGUUAAAAUCAAACGACUUUAGACUAUAAUGACUAUAUAUAACAAAAUAUUAUAUGAGUACAAAUCGUUUUGUAGGCUUGUUGGCUUGUUGGCACUUACUCGUAAAAUGUGAUGAUUUAAUUCGCUUUGUUCUUCUUAGAAAACAAAACGUAGCGAUCUGUUGUAUUAUUGACACAAGUUUUUUUUUUUUGUAAUUUGCGGAGAGUUGAACGCCCGCGGCGAUUAUACAUGUUAUAUGCUAUAUAGUUACGGUGUAUUAUCUGAUGAUCUCUAAGCAUGUUUCUCAACAGUACCUAAAUCAUUUUAACUUUUAACCUUUGAAAUUUUUUACUUAUCGCAUAUAAGUCACCAAUAGUUUAUGCAUUUUUGUUAAAAUAAUUAGAUUUUCAAAAGACAUAUCGCCGUGAAAGAUUCAAUAAAACAUACUCGUCAUAUUGUGUAUCUUAAAAUUAUGUAUCUAUAAUCUAAAUAAAUGGUAUUUUUAAAAUCUGAAAAAUGCAUAAUAUUAUCUUAUUGUUUUUUUUAAUAUUGUAUGUAACAUCAAGUUCGAUUUAUGUAAACUUUUUAUACUCAUCUAUAUUUUUUUUCCGAUCUUGAUAAAACUUUGCACACUUGAUAUUCAUAACAUGAAGAAAUUCGCUGUCCGAUUUUUAUCUCGAAAUUCAACCCAUAAAGAGUACCUGACACAGUGUUGGUAUUUUUGGAAAGAAAAUUAAACUUUUUUGUUAAUUUGUGGGUUACUUCGAUGUCACGAAUAAAAAAAAAACAGUUAUUAGUAUUUAAUUUAGUUUUCAAGGACAAGGAAGUACCCCUUUUAAAAAAUAAUUUACCGGACAACAGCGACUUACUGCAAUAAGGAUAAAGGUGAGCCGAGGAAAUAUCGGGUAAUUCAGCAAGUAGUUUGAUAAAUAAAUACAAUUUCUAAACAUUGCAGGAGGUACUAUAAAAAAUUUACAUGAGACGAGCUGUAUACAUACAAAUUAUACAAGGUGAUAUAAACUAAAUGUUGAUAUGUUUUACGGUAUACGAAAUAAGGGUACAGUAUAUAAUGUAAGUUUAUAUAUACCGCUCUUAUAUACAUAAACUGAUUUAAUCUAUAAACAAAAAUGACCAUUAUUAUGGUAAAAAACUUUUUUUUUUUAUCUUUUGUCCCCAACCCUUGAUGUUAGUUUAGGUAUACAGUAUAUAUAUAUAGUAUAAUAGUACCUUAAAAAGUAAUUAGUAGUUAAAAAAAUAAAUAUACUAAUUAUUACACACGAAUAAUAUGGUUUCUUAUAAAUGUCAUAGUACAUAGAAUAAGUCUGUGUGUAUACUAUUUUCGCAUAUUACCAUUGUUUCUCUCUCUAAAUAUAUAUAUAUAUAUAUAUAUAUAUAUCAAACGUAUACACUAUACAUACAGAGUAUACAUUCGGUUUUGAUGAGUAACGUCGUGAUGCGCUCUUCUUCCGGGCUCAUUAAAACGUUUUAAUGAACAUUCUCCGACGACGCGAGAAUAUUAACUAUUAUUCAUUACUAUUAUUAAUAAUUGUAAACAUCUACUUUCACUAUCGCGCGUGUAGUAUAACAAUAAUAAUAGAAAUAUGUAUUGUAAUUUUCUAAUAAUUCGGAAGUGUUUCGAUGUACCCUCGUUCCAAUAGGUUGAUCGUCGCAUUUAAAGUAAUAGUUUUAUAUUAUUUUAAGUAAGUACCUACAGAAUAUUAUUAUGCAGUAUUUUUAAUAAUUUAUUACAAAUAGAUACAUAUAUUUUGAAUAUUCCAAAAACAUUGGUAUAAUUUCACAUGAUGAAUAUUAUUUACUAUUUCAGAUAAGAUCAAAGAAGACAAAUUAUUUAAUUUUGACUACUUCCGGUUUACUUAUUACUCGUGUAGACUCGUGUAGAGUUUAUCUAUAUACCGUUUAUUAUAACAUACAUUAUAAUAUGAUGGAUCAACAUACCAGAUUUUUAUGUGGCAUAAAUUUCGUCUAAAACUGGCAAUAUAUCGUUAUUUGUUGUCAGGUAUUUUUAAAUUUGCUUAGAACGACUGUUGGGAAUCUAGAAAAUGGCUUGAAUAAUGUACCACUGAUCUGAAAAUCUGCUUUUUUUUACGGUAAGGUGUGAAAGUUUUGAACCAUUUUUACUAACCGAAAAAGUGUUUUCCGAGAGAAAAAUACAUUUAUUAAUUUAAAAACUAUAAUACCUAGCUUAUUUCUCUAUAUAUACUCAGAAUCUAAUAUAAUACUUUCAAUAAAAACAAAUUCUCUAAAAUCCAUAUUUUUAUUUUUAUUUUUCCAAUAUUCAUCAAUAGUUAUAAAUAGGUUUUUGUACGUAUUAUAUUUUAUUUGAUGCACUAUUAUACGAUGGUAAUUGAUACAUUGGUACUAUAUGACGUGUGUUGGAGGAAAAAAACAUGCCAGACAUAUUUUUUUAAACUAUUUGUAUGUGUAUAUGUGGUUGCGAAGAGGGUUGACGAAACUAUACGUUAUUAAAAAAUGUAAACACCGAAAACGGUCGCUACCGUCUGCACCGCCUCGGUGGAAUUUGAUAAAUUCUCUGUGGACACCUGCUCGCACUCACGAUAAGGUUCACCGGGGACGUCAACGACGACGGCUAACUCGAGCGGAAUGAUUCGGUACGUUUCCCCACUGCACCGACCGCUACUCACCCCAGCUGAUGCUGUUGCGCUAAUACCCCGCUCUUUUUUCCCAAUAAUUCUCUCCGGUGUUUUGUAUUGUAUAAGCGACCAUAUACAGGGUGAUUUUCGUGUUUUAUCACGAUGAACUAGUGAUGAUUUUUGAGUAAAUUUGAUUUCGGUAAUUUCCAAUCGUUUUAAUCGAUCACACGAUUUACCAUACUUUCAGAAUUUUGUCACUAUUGUAACCGCACGCGAAUUUUCGUUUUUAAAUAUUUACGCGUGUGUUUUUAUGCUUUAAACAUCUGAAUUCAAAAGAAAACAUUAUUCUAAAAAUUUAACUUUGUUUUAAAUUUCGUUUAUUUUGUAAAUAAGAGAAUUAAGGUUUAACGAUUCCAUUUAAUAAUUGAAAAUACUCGACAUUUGCGAAUAAAUAAUCACUGGUUUAUGAUAAAAUAAUCACUCUGUAUGUACAGAGUACAGUGCAUACAUAUACAGUGUCUGUACAAUAAAGUAUAAUUCACAGCUGACACCGUGCAGGACUGAAGCCGAAGCCGUACACGUGAAGCUCACACAUGCAUAUCCACCGAAGAAUAUUUUACAAUAAUAAUAAUAUAUAAAUAUAUAAUUAAAAUAUUUGAUAUCGUAAUGGCGUUAUCGCUAUUCGCGGAUAAAAAAAAUUCCACGUCGGUCGGUGCGUCAUAAUAAUAUACAAGGUACACCUUGUUAGGGAUUUUCUUUUUUAUGAUCUAUCGUUUUGCUUGUAGCGAGGUGAAAACGUAUACUUAAAAAAAAAUCCCAUUCACGUAUAUACCGUUCGAGGCGAAUCGUCUGAAAAUUCGGUUUCAAUCCCGUUUAAAUUGCACUGCCGAUUCCGAACGUACUUGUAUAAUUUUUAAAACCAAAAUCUCUCUUUUAUAUUACUCGGAAUUAUAAUAUUAUUAUCAUCUGCAGUUUUCUAGAUUUUGUUUCGAAACUGUAAUAAUAAUAAUAUGCAAUACGAUCUACUAAUAUAAAAUGGUGUAAUCGCAUCAUGCGAUAUCUAAAAUAACAUUAUACCUACUCAGCUACUCAUUAUUAUACUUAUAUAGGUAUAUAAUAAUAUGUAUAGAGUUUUUCGUUCGCGAUCCUUUCACUUUAUAUACGGUAUAGCCUAUUGUAAGUAUUAUAAUUUUAUUAGUUAGUUAUAAAUCCAUAAUAUGUAUGUAUCCGUAUUUAUUUAAUAUUUUAACAUAACAUAAUGCGAAGUAAUAAUAAAACAUGUUAAAUUUAUCGAUAAAAAUCAUCUUUGAGGUAAGACAUUAAACGCGUGUUAGUACAUAAUAGUCGUAUUAAAUCCAUAUACUCAUAACAAAAAUAUAUGUUCAAUAGAAUAUCACGUAUUUCACGUACACAAUUUAUACAGGGUGAUCCAUUUAAAUGAGUGCAUUCAUUAUCUCAAAAAAUAUUAACUUUUUCAAACAUUUUUUUUUUUUAACAAUUAUAGAAACAAGGAGCUUUUAAGUUUGGGUAGGAAGAAAGUACUGGAGUAUUGUUAAAACACCGUGCGCCGUUCUGCCACAAAAAUUAUGCUCCAUUACUCUCCCUCUACCCUAACUUAAAAGUGGAAUAUCUCGUCAACGGGUGGACGACAAUCAAAAAAGUCAGCAUCAAAAUAAAUUCUAACUAAUUUAUCCCUCUAUUGAUAUAGGUUGCCAUUUAAAAAUUAAAAGUGGUAGUCAUUUAAACCCCAAAAAUAAAGAUAACAAUAAAUAAUAGAACUAUACAAUUUUAGAGUUACUUGUUUUUUAAAUUUAAAAAAAAAAUUAGAAAAAAGUUAAAACUUAUCAAAAUAAUAAUUAAUGUAGUUACCCACUUAAAUGGAUCACUCAAUAUAUAUUUUAAGGUAUUGGUAAAUUGCAUAUUUAUAUUUUUAUGCAUUUCAUUGCGUUUUUUUUUUUUCUUAUUCGUGUUAGUAAGUGUUUCCUUAAAAAUUAUAAAUAUUUUUUUUCUAAAUAUUCAGCAACUCAUAUGAUAUUUUACUCGUGAUUUCUGUUAAUCCAAUAAAAUAGUUCAUCUCACAUUUACUAGGUUACAAUGCACAUUCAAACAACAGACUACUUGAUGUCUAUUUCUCUAAAUAGUGGCAGUUAGCAGUUGGUCCUUAGUUCUGCCUACAUUUGUUUGCAGACGAUUAAACGUUUUCCACAUUCUCCAAGGUAUGUCCCGAUAGUAAAGGAUUCUGUGGGUAUGCCUCAUAUUGUUUGUUUGUCCCCUCUUGUUUGCUUCUUCCGUAUUUUAGUUUUGCUUGUCUUAGAGCUUUCUUUUAGUGGAAUUGUUAUUUUCAUAAAGUAUUUCCUUGAUUUCAACAUACUUGGAGUCGUCACUGUUCUGUGCAUAAGACGUUUAUCUUUAUUGCUUAAUUUGUUUCUUCCUUUUUAUUUUAGCUGCUAUUUCUCGUCUUCUUUCAGGCGGCCAUGUUAUCCCGCUCAGAAUUUGUAGUUUGACUAUAGGCGUUGAUCUUAAACUCCCUGUAAUUAAUCUAUUGGUGUCAUCCAAGGUUGUGUCUACUUUCUUCACAUGGGGUAACUGUCACCACACUGGGCACGCGUGUUCCCCUCAAUAACUGAGUAACAUAAGGCAACACCAGAGAUAGUCUUAUCAGAUCUUAUUUCCGAGCGUUAUUCCUAUAUAGUACGUUUCUCCGAUUAAAACAAACAUAAACUAUUAAAAAAAAAAAUACCUGACGAAAUAUUAUUGUAAGUACUUCAGUUAAAUAAUACUAACAAUUAAAAUAAAUUUCGUAAUUUUUGUUGUUUAGAAGGUUUUGAAAUACAUAUUAUAAUAUCGUUUUAACGCGGUUUCAAGCCGAUUGUAAAUUCAACGAAUCAGUUCGCAGUUGUAUACGGCUAAAUCAUUGUGUGCGCGCAUCACGUACUCAUAUUUAACAAAAAAAAAAACCACGAUUGUCAUUUUACUCGCAUGGGUAUACUCGAUGAAUUAAUUUAUAUAUUAUAACACCGACGACGAAUAAAUUUAAAUAAUAAAUUCGCGUACUUGAGAGACAAUGGGUCGACGAAGACGGCGAUUUCGUAAAUCGUCAUAUUCAUCCUCCUCGAACGCCCACGACACCAUACAACAUUAUAACAACAGGUCGUCGCCGUCGUUAAUUUAUAUCGAAUAUGCAAAAGUUAAACUCUGCAAACGUGCUCGUAGGAUUUACUUUUUUUUUCCACAUCUCUAUACGCCGCACAAAAGAAGGAAAUUCUGAUCGCACUGCGACGUUCGUGACGCGCCGCGAGUGUAACAAUAUACGUGCCAACGAUUAUUUACAUUCCAUCAAUCCAAUAGUCCACAGUCGACAACACAUCGCAUCCUGACCGGUGAUGCGUUUGGAAUUUUAAAAACACAAAUCUAGAAUUUCAAAACGAUUUUAGAUUAUUUAUUCGGAAUCCGUUUUGAUUAUCAAUAAAAUCACGCCGUCAUGGCGUAUACAUACAGUUUUUCCCGCAGCGUCUAAUCGUUAUUUUAUUUGAGUGCAUUUUGCACUUUGUUAUUUCGUUAUCCGAAAACUUAUCAUGUAUAGUGUAAUAUUUAUUUUUAUAGAUAAACAAUAUUUGAUUUAAGUUUCUCCGAUAAAAAAAAAAAAACAGCCAAAUUUGUACAUACAAAAUGUUUUAAGUACAAUGAAUCUCGGAAUAUGUUAUUAUUAUAAUGGACCGCACACUGUUGGCGAGUACUUACUCAUUAUAUUUUUCAGUAAGGCGUUUUAUAAAUACACAUCAGCUGCGGAUAUUAAAUAACUGGUUACAGUGCAGUUGUAUUAUAAAUACGAAUUAUUAUUUAUGUAAAUGUAUGUUAUUGAUGAUCAUACAUAGAAAUAGCGUAGCUGAACGACGAUUUUUAGCGCAUACCUAUGUCCCAAUACCUAUAGUUUUCUCACCGUGAUCUCAAUAAACCUUCAAAAGUCACUUUGUAUAAGGUCAUUAUAGAUAUAUAUAUUUUUUUUUUUUGCCAUUCUAUAUAGUUGCAAUGCAAUUUACUAUUACUUCGCUUUUAUUCGAACGAUGCCUAUUGAAUAGCACUGGGAAGAGAGUAAUAGCUAUAGUAGUAGUAGUAGUAGUAGUUAUAUAGUAGUAACAGUUAAUGAAACAGCAUUCAAUAGGUACCUAUCGCUAAUGAAGCGACUGAGGGAACAGCCGCUGCUGCUGCAGUGUUGCCAUGAAAACAUUGUCGUUCGCGGCGUUUACCUACGUUUUCGGGGUAUUGUCGUAAUAAAAAAAAAAAAAUAAUAAAACGUGUUUGUGCGUAGGAAUUCGCGUCUGCCGUCAGUGUUGUCCGGCUGUAAUAUUCCAUUGACAAUAAAAAAUAAUAAUAAAAACUGCGUAAAAGCGAACGCAUUUACAUGACAAUAAUAAUAUAUACAUAAUACCGCCCUACCCAUAAGCGCGGCUUCCAAUAGUCUUCGAUUUCGAUAAAAGAGCAGUGUAUGAAAAAAAAAAAUAUAGCUAGAGGACAUACUUAGCAACACAUGGGUCAGGCCACUAUUGUAGGUGUUGGGAAGCCGGAAACGCGUAGGGUUAAGAUUUAAUUUUAAUACCGAAUGCAACGAUAAAUUGUUAAGGAAAAACAAAUGAUUCCGCGUGAAGUUCAAUAUUUUUGUUUGCUAAAUUUAAACCGAACAUUUCAUAUUAAUUUUCAUCAACUGUAAAAUUAUAAUUUAGAAUUCUUUGUGAUUAUUCUCAUGAGUUUCGUCAAAAUGUACACAUUUAACCCAAAAUAUUAUGACCAUUUUUUACCAGUUGCAGUUAUUAGAAUGAUUUUGAAAAAAAUUUCGAGCUUUUUCACCGAACCAAGAAAUUAGUAUUCACAAUAUUCACUUAACAUAUUAUAUCAACAGAAAACUUCGAAAAUUUCAAAAAACCAUGAAUAUUUCGAAGAAGAGCUAAUUUAUUUUCAAAUGUAUACUAAAGCCAUAGUGGAGUGUGCUAAAGGUUCUGUCAUUCACGCGGUGAAAUGAGAACUUCGAAUUGCAGACUGCGCAUAAAAAGAAUUUUGGAAUUAUUGACGCGGCGUGUUGGCCGUAGGUUCGUUCGGGAUUUCACUUUGUAUUCGAACAUGUUUUACUCGGAAUAUUUCGAUAAACCGCGAUGAGCGUCGCGUUUUUUUUAUUUCGAAUUACCGAGCUAUGAGGGGGGAGAGGGGUAUUUUUAAGAUUAUGAUAAUAUCGCCGAGACUCGACUCAGCAGUAAAGUAUUUAACUCUUCGGUUUACCUUCGGGCAUUAGUAUAAUUAUUAUUAUAUUGCGACGCGAUAAACGUAUAAUAUACUUUUAUGCAAACGUACACACACAAGAUAAACAACAACAACAACAAUAAUAAUAAUAAUAAUAAUAAUAAUAAUAAUAAUAAUAUCACGAACGGGGCUGCGAACGGUGGCGGGCGCGAGGUGGUAAAUCACGGAGUCGCGGUAUCGUAUUUGUGUAUUAUACGUGCACAUAGCCGAGGAUUAACCCGUUUGCCUUGAAACAUUCCGUCGUAUUUCGCGGGUCGUAAACGGUUUUGCGCGUGCGCGAGCAUUUGUGUGCAAGUUUAUAAUACAUACAGGGUGAUAAACGUGGUAGAACACUGUUGUUAUCUCGGAAAGUAUUAUUUUUCGCGAAAAUUUAAAGUAUAGAAAUCGUAAGAAACGAUCAGUUCUAUAGAACCGUUCUUUUUUGGCGCUUUUAUUUUCGGAGAUGAAACCGCCUCUCAUUUUCAAUGUCCAUAAAUACCGACUUAUAUAUACAUCGAAAAUUUGAUUACUUUAAAUAGAUUAGAUUAUGUUGUCGACCUUUUUUAAUUUCCGUUAAACAGAUGACAAGAUAUUUUAACGAGUAAUUCGAACGCGUUACAUUUUAGAGCUGCAUUUGUUCGUUACAUUUUUUCGCGAAAAACGUUAACACUUUUCGACAUAAUGUAAGACACUCUUUACGUCGUUCACCCUGUAUAAUAUUAUAUUAUAUAGUAUGAGUUGCAGCUGCUGCGAACCCCCAUUUUAUCGUUUGUUACUGAUAUCACAUUUUAGUAUAAUAUCAUCGUCGUCGUCGUCACUCUUCGGAGGGGCCAUUGAAGUAUAUUAUUCCGUUCGAGGUCGCCACGGACGUAUACUGCAGUGACGUGCGCAAGAGGAGGGGAGGUUUGAGACUAAAAUCGCAUCCCCCCCCCUCGUCGACUUAAACAAACAACAACUUAACAAUUACAUAUAAAUAUGCAAGUGUUUAUUUAUUGAAAUUUAUGAAUCUUGAGAUGUAUACGUAUAUUAAGUCAACUAUAAUGAUUAAUAGUGUUACAGACAUAUACGAAGAAAAGCUCGAUUUAUCGAAUUAAAAUUGAUUUUUACGAAAUGGCAUUUUUAAAUUCUUCGUGCGGACGUAGGUAACUGUAGUAUAUAGAGCGAAGGGCGACAAAAAAAGAGUUUCUGAAAAAUAAAGGCAAUUCGCGAUGACGGGAGUUUUUAGCGUUAACCGCGCUGCGAUCGCACGAAUUGUGUUAUGAUAAUGGUAAUAAACGAGAUAAAAUGAGCGAUAAAAAAAAAAUAAAAUAAGAAACCCUAUAACAGUUUGGAAACCACUGCGCUUUACGUGUUUAUUUAAGUCUUAUUAUAUUUAUAUUAUAUCGUCGACAAGCGUAUAAAAAUCGCGAAUCUAAUCGAAAAUUUAGCGAAAAUUGUUUAUGAGCUUUUAUUGUUUAACCGACUAUAUACAUUUGUAUGCGUUUGAAUACCAGUCAAAUAUAAACAAAUAAUACGUAUAUAAACUGAUAGUAUUGCUAGGUUGUUUUUUUUUUUUUUUGUGUUAACAUAAAAUUUUUGUAAUUAUCAGUAAUAAAAUAUAGUGUAUAAUAUAUUGACCAUAAUGAUUAAGGAAAUAUAAUGUAAUCAAUUGAUUAAAUGCGAUUUAUAUAGCCGUAUUUGUACUCAACGCACGCAUACAAUAUUCGUAUUUUGUAUACGCGGAUAGUAACUUUUUUUUUUCAAUAUUAAUUCCUGUAGGUAUUUCAAUUUUUUGGACUUGUAAUAGGUAAUAUCUAAUAACCUUUAAACCUUACGAGUAUAAUACUUGACUAUGUGGGUAUUUAUAUUGUGAAAGUUUUUUUUUUUUUUUUUUAGAGAAAAAUAAGUAAUAGUAUAUAAUAUGGGAUAAAUAUAAGAAGAAGAAAAAACGUUUUACGUGAGAACUAUAGAAUAAUAUCGUGAUUUUGUGUACCCCGCAACGUUCGCUGCAGUCGCAUAGGCGUGACAAUAAUAUUGUUAUUCGUAUUAUAUACGAUAUGCUAUCUUGUAUGUACGCCAUUUUAUUUUAUAUUUUGACGUGACCGCAGAGUAUCUCGUUGACAGCGACAGUAAUUUAAUUUAAUAACCAUCGUUUUUUUUCCUCCCUACUAUAUAUAUAUAUAUAUUAAUUAUUAAUCGACGGUUAUAUUAUUUUAUUUUCAUGUAGGUACGUCGAAAAAAAAAAACACAGAAAAAAAAAAGACGAAUCAAGAACAACAUACGUGCGUAUUAUUAUUGUAAAGACGCCUUACGCGGUCACGGUCUAGUUGUCGAGCAGAAAUAUUCGCGUAUUAUAUUAUUUUAAAGAAUCGUGUAAGCUUUUGCCGUUGCCGAUUUACAGAGAUCUAUAUAGGCACGCGUAUAUAUAUAUAUAUAUAUUCGUAUAAACAUACAUACGGAUCUACCGUAAUAAUAUUAUUAUACGUGUGGGACCUCGUGUCGAAUGAUUAAUCGUCUCAGGAUCGUAUAUGUAUAUGUAAUGUAACCCAUCACAAACACACACAAACACACACAUACAGCCUAUAUUGAUGUAUUACGAGGCAAACGCCUGCAAAUAUACCUCUACUCAGUCUACUGCAUCAGAAGCGAACCUUGUUCUGCAAGAUUUCAUACAAAUACACACGCACUGCGUUCGCAUAGAACAGUGGUAGUGUUAGUAGUUGCAAAAUACUAUAUAACCAGAAGACCGUGGGAAACAUUUUGUUUUACGCACUGUAUAAUAUAUAAUAAUAUUAUUAUUAUUAUUAUUAUUAUAUACUAUACACAUAUAUAUAUAUAUAUAUAUAUAUGUAUAUACGUUUUAUAAAUGAAAAAUAACAGCUUACAUAGAGGUACCUUUACGUAUACUAUACGCGCUUUAUGUAAUGUCCUUGUGAGCAGGAAAAAAAAAACCAAACGUUCUCAAAUUUCAUUUAAUACGCGCGAAUAUUACGCGUAUACGAUAGUACCCGCCUAUACUAUGUAUAAUAUAAUCCAUUUCAAAAACUUUCGUUUCGCUUUUCUGAUAAAUAAAAAUUUAAUAAAAAAACUUUCUAUACACUGGAAGUUAUUAUUACGUAUAUUAUUAUGUGUCAAGUAAAACAUUAUAAAACGUUUUAAUUAAUAUUUUAAUUUGCAUAUACAUUUUAUCUAUAUAUUUAAAUAAAAUAAAAACAUUUCAUAACAGCAGCCGUUUACGUACAGUGUACCUGUAUAUCUUUACAUAUCUAUAUAUGAUAUACAUAAAUUUCCUAAUCGCGGUUGUACCUGUACCAAAGUAGCUAUAAAAAAAAAAACGAUAAUAAUUUAAACGCGAAAAAAUCCCUUUUAGACGCACCUUAAUAUACAGAGAGUAUAUUGAAUACAGUACUCUAGCCAGGAUUUAUUUUCAGGGAGGGUGCUUCAGGUUUUGAUAGCGAAGCAAUAAAAACAUAGGUCGGGUUAGGUUAGGUAAAACAUUGAUUAAGUAUACUCGAUAUGAUUAAAAAAAAUGGAACACGUUCGCGUCUCGCAGCUAUAAAAAGAAGAACCACAACCCAUAGAUAAACAAAAGAAAAAUAUGAAUGAACGAAAUUCAACUCAAGAAUCAUUUGCUAAGAGGAAUCGUUGUUUGUUCUUAUCGCGGCAUAUUAUCACUUAUCGUGACUAUCUAUUAACGUAGUAAUACCACUAUAGUAGUUACUUCGAACAGUAUAUUUAUUAUUAUAGCAUAGUUAAUCGUUUUUUAUUAUUUUUAUUUUAUUGGUUAUUAUUUUACCAAAUCAUCAAAUUUUCUUUGUAUCCGGGACAUCGGGUUUCGGGCUAUCACGGCAUCAUACCGAGGCAAUUGUAUUUAGAGGGGGGGGGGGCUUGAACUCGGAAACCUCCUCUGGAUAUGGGGCACUGCAAUAGUAUAUAUUUGUUCUUAUGCUUUGGUUAUAAUGUAUUAUUACACUUAAUCGUCCCGUAUGCGAUACAAUCAAUCGUAUUACAGAUUGUGCAACUCAGAUGGUUACGAUUUUUCAAACGAUUAUCGUAACGUGUAUAUGGUAUUGUUGUACAACUUGUAGUACGACGAGAUCGAACAAGCAUGUAAAUCUAUCGUACAACGGGGUUCCCCGAAUGACAACUCGUAACUUGUGUAAGCUCCAUGACGUCAGGUUUGAUAUAUUUGUAUUUUUUGCCUAUUUUACACUAUUUUCUAUUAGGUUUCAUUUUUCUUUUCUCGGAGUAUCUAGACAACAUUAUAAUAUUAUAUAGUUUCAGUUUUUCUCGAUACGGGAGUCAUGUUUAAGGUUUUAAAAUUAAAAUUAUAUUAUUAUCAUUAUGUCGACAAGUUAUAAUGCAAUGAAUAAUAGAACACAGGAUAACGCACAUAUCAAAACUGGAAGUACUACAACUAUUGUAAUGCUCGAGUGUGUGAGGUAAGGUUAGGUUAGGUUAACUGCAACUACAAGCCAGUCGUAUUGCUGUACGAUUGAUUGUAUGGUGUUCGAGAUGCUUUAUACUACCGAAUCGUAUAAUUUGUAAAAUUAGAACAUUUUUAAAAUCUAACAGCGUUUAUUCGCGGUGGAUAUUUUAACAUCGAUCGUUGCGAGGUAGAACUUAUAUGGGCUUACAAUGAUGUGUGUUUCUGGUUAAUAUUAUUAUUAUUAUUUUUUAUACAUAUUCGAAUAAAUUAUUUGAACAGAAAGUGUGCACAGUUAUAUUUAUACGAGUAUGAGCCCAUUUUGGGGUAAAAAAAUUCGAUCUAUAGUUUUUGUAGGAACUAACUAGUUAAAAAAAAAAAAUGAUUAAAUAAUGCAAAAACAAAAAAAACAAGUAAAUACAUUGUUACAACCAUAUUGUUAAUAAGCUGAUUUGUAAUAAUAUUCCAAAUAUAAUAUUUUAUUAUUUUUUCGAUUCCUUACUUAAGUAUUAAUAAAAAUUAUUAGGUUAUUAUUCGAUAAAAAAAGAUAUUCUUAUAUUUUUGUCUAUAACUAUAUAAUUUGAAUAAAUCUCGAAAAUCGUGAAUGAAAUUUUUUAUGAGAACAUUUAAAAUAUGAAUUUUAAACUAUCAAAAAUCAUUAUUCGCACUUUUUUAUUUUUGGAAGCAGCGCGAUAUUAUUUGUAUAAAAAUGUAAUAAUUUCUAGUCAUUUUAUUAAGAUUAUUCGAUUUAUUAUAAUGUACAUUUGGACCAUUUCAAAUUUUUGUACUUGGAAUAUUCAACAAUUUUUUUUCUAUAAAUGUGUUGUCAGUUAAAAUCUUUCAAUAUAUUUUUGUACUUGAUUCGACAUUUAGAAUUAUUAUGAAUAAUAUUAUCUUAAUAUAAUUUUUGAUUUCUUUUUUAUGUAUACCUAAAUUUAGUGUGUACAUUUUAUUACUUCUUUGAUGAAAAUAGCAUGCUAUCUGUAAAGAUGAGAUUCUUUCAAAAUUUGUUUUCUAAUUUUAAUAAACAAGUUGUUAAGAAUAAAUUAAAUAAUAUGUAAAUUAUUUUUUAAGUAGGUACCCUACUAUACGAUACUGGUUUUUAUUUCUAUUAAAUAUAUUUAUAUUUUCAAAACUACACAAGAGUAUAUUAUGUAAAAUAUAAUUUAAUAUUGAUAUCAUUUGGACAUUUUGGACCAAUAAUGUCUAUUAGGGGGAGGUUAUUUUUAUCGUACUUAUAAAAAACUUACGAAAAACUAAAAAAAAAAAAAACAUCAUAUCAGUUAAGCGCAACACUGAUUUUUUAUAAAAAUCAAUUGUAGUAUUUUGUCGGUACUUUUGGCGCCUACAAAAGAUCAUCGUAUUAUAAGUACGUCUUGUUAUAUUGCUGGUAAAAUAAGGUUUUUUAAAACAUCGAGCUUUCACUAUAAAUUUUUUCACGUUUCACAUCGUAUUGCAAGAUCACAACGUUGGUGUCGUAUUUUCAUUAUGAGUAACUUGUAAAUCUUCUUUUUUUUUUUCUUAAAACAAACCGUUUAAAUUAUUUGGAUUUUUCAAAACAUAGCAAUAAUAGUCUAUUAUUCCAAUGAAAAAAUAGCGCGAUAAACGGGUCCCUGGUAUAGUAAAACAUCGCCUUUUAACAUUUUUAAUCAUCAGACAUUGACAGACACAAAAACUGUACACGGUUCACACUGCUACGCAUUUCACGGGGUUCAAUAUUGCAGAGUUUCGUCGGUUAAAAUAAUAAUUAACUAUUAUGUCGAAAAACUAUGGGCGCUCAACGUGUUUAAGUUCAAUUCUAUUUUUAUUUUUUUUUAUUUUUACAAAAUUAUUUCCUAAAACAAUUGAUUCUAUAUUUCGCCCGCAACACACACACGUCGCCGUCCACGCCGCGCAGUUCAUAGUGUAACAAUUAAAACGUUUCUCAACGUCGUCGCCGUCACCGUCGUCGUCGGGCGGGUCGUGGUACACGAUACUAAUCGUGGUCCUGCGGGAAAACAAUAGAAACCGACCCAGUAUUAUUUCGGUAUUUGAAAUAUUACACCGGGUAUUGUUUCGGGUGUUGCGAAAUUGACGCCGUUGUUUAAUUGACCGUCGUCGUGAACUAUACGCGCGAACAAUGGUGCCCCCCUCCCCGAAUUAUACUCUCGGGCAUCAUAUUAUUUUAUAUUUUUAUAUUAUAAACGAUCAUCUCGUGCGUUUUUUUUUUCUUCAAAUUAAUCAAAACCAUAUUUUAAAUAGAUAUGAUAUAUUAUUGGCAACUUGAAAUAUUUUAAUUUGUGAUUUUUAAAAGCAUAAAGUACAUAUUAUAAUAAAUAAUACUGUAAUGAUACUUUUAACCUUCCAAGGACGGUCGUUAAUAAGAAAAGUUAAUUUUCGCUCACGUUUUAUUUAGGUACGCGUAAAAAUGUUCGUCAAACGAAAAUAAUAAUUAUAUACACGGGUACCGGUUAUAAUAUAUUGACAUUGUUCUCAAAUGAACUUUUACACGUUUUAAAUAUAUGUUUUCAUGAUUGCACAUACUAAAUUACUUAAUAUAAUAUAUUAUGUAGAAACUGAAUAUACAUUUUUACAGUGCCUUAAACCAUAAAAAAAAAGUCAAUGUUGGUGAUACCGAAUGAAUAAAAUUUUAAUGUAGAACUUAAUAAUUAAACUUCCAGUUAUUUUUAAAUGAAAUAUUUAAUUUUGUUUUUGUUAUGUAUAAAUUAUAAUGACGUUAUAAUAUAAUUCGUUGAAAAUUAAUUGGGCGUUUAUGGGACAAGACUUCAAAAUAAUUGUAUAAAGAAAAAAGUUUUUUUUUUUUUUACUGUGAUACCCACUGUAUUGUAAAUUGAUAAAUCUUUAUAUAAUAUUACCACCUACAUAAUUGUUUUUAGUGAUUUAAAAAAAUUAUUUUACUUAAAAAAUAUAUAGUUAUUUUAUUGUGUUGGCUAAAUGAUUUUAAACCGCAUCAAUAUUACUGCAAGUACCUAUUGUAAACUACUACUUCGGAACUAUCUGUGUAAAGCUAUAAAACACAAAUUUUUAGUUUUAUUCGAACCAUUGACCUUGUUAAUUUACUCUUCUAGUGCAUAAAGACAGCUCUAGUAGCAAGCAAUAGAAAACCGAUAAUCAUUGCUAGUGUUUUUUUUCUUGUCGACUGGAGGAGAACAACUAUAAUACCCGGCGAUCCGUGUCGGCCUACGAGUGCUGAUGAGAAAAAUAAAACGUAUUUUCAACAAUAUACUGUUGGUUUUUUAUCGGUCAACUACACUGCUGCAGUGUUGUAUAACAAGUGCAAAAUAUUUAUACAAUAAAUGUUCGACUGAUCCACGAGAACUGUAAAUAAAAUACAAAAAUAUCGAAGAGAAUUAAACCGAAUGGCAUGUAUAAUACACUUAAGAGAAAGAUCGAUAAAAAAACAGUUUGCUAUUUAAUAUAUAGCUGCAAUCUAUAACAGAUCAAAAGAUUUUCGCAUAUUUGUAGUUUUAAUUUUUGUAAUCGACAAAAUGAUAAUUGUAUCUGUAUAACAAAAUCUAACAACAUGAUGAUAAUAUACCUGGAUAUAAUACUAUUCACUAUAAUAUUUUCGAAGUAGUAUUAUAUUAUACUCGAGUAUAUCAGUAGUGAAAGUAAACGGAUUAUUUAUAAAUUUAAAAAAAUACCAGUAGAACUACAUUUGGCAAUAGUUUUAGUUCAAUUGCAGAACUGAACGCAUAUUAUACAUAUAUGCAUAAUAGAAACAUCACUGGAAAGAUUCACUUUUUCCCGUUGCAGUCGAUAUUACUUCAUAGUAUAGUCAUCACUCAUCAGAUAUAUACCUACGUGUAUUAUACAUAAUAACGGUUUAGAUUGCCACAACACCGGCGUGUGGUUUUCGAUGUAUAAUAAUAAUAAUAAUUUAAAUCCGCGUGAGAAAUAAGCAAUAAUUCCACGAGGUUUACUGUAGAGGAGAGAGAGUGCAUAGGCACAGAGAAAAAAAUGAAAUCUUUCUAUAAUUCUACAUAUUAUUAUGAAAAUUUUUGGGAUAUAAACGUUACAGAAAUCAUAAAUUAAUUUAAUCUUUUAAAAUCAAUUUAUUAAUAAGCUUCGUCAAAAGUCAAUUGAUAAACGAUAGUAGUUUUAGACAAUUGAUAAUAUUGAGCACUAAUAAAUUAUAUUAUUAACCACCCCUCCCCUUCCAUAUAGGUAUUAAUACGGAUUGAAUUCGACUUGAUCUACGAAAACGAUUAAACAAAUGGUUUGAAAGUGUCAAACCUAUGCGUAUUGAAAAAAAGAUUUUCGUUCAUUACAUUUUACGUACUACGAUUUUUUUUUUUAUUAAUUUUAAUUAUCAUAAUAAUUAUUUUAUUGAGUUUUAGUAAUAUAAAUAAUUAAAUAUGUUCCCUUCAAAUAUGAAGACGAUAAAUACUUUAAAAUGUAUGCCGUUUAACGUCCUACGCGUUAUCAUUAUUUAUGAUGUAUAAUUUGAUUAGGUACCUAUAUAUAUUACAUAGGUUUUUUUUUGCCGAACUUUAAAUGUAGACUGAACGCGGGGUCGUUUACCUACAACAGGAUUUUUGUUCAUACUGUAUCAUCCGUACAGCAUAUUUAAGAUUAUCUCGUGUCACUCGAUAAGGAAUCGAGAGAAAGUGGAUAAAAAUGUUUUAUUUAACAGAAACUCAUUGUUUUUACUUAUAAUCACUACUAUACUUAAUCGUUUUUGACUGAAAAUGAUUCUUUUUUUUCCACUACACAUAUAUAAUACAUUAUAUUUAUUAAUAUAUUGUUUAACUAACAAUAAAAUUAAUAAUUUAAUAGUAAUUUAAUUUAGUUUAAUAUUUAUAUUUAGUAUAUAUAAUUAAUCGAACAAUUAAUUUAUGUUAUUUUUUUUUUUAUUUGUUUCAGAACACAUACGAUACGAAUUCAUAAGAGUAUAA
Messenger RNA from Cinara cedri, 47853 nucleotides. Lineage: Eukaryota; Metazoa; Arthropoda; Insecta; Hemiptera; Aphididae. The record is from the annotation of a GenBank genome assembly.